AUGAGGCAGCUGUCUGAUCUAGAAUUAAUUUCAACAGGGAGCGCUGAUGCACACACGCAAAGGAAUGUGCACACAGGUAAAUUCCUUCAGCUGAAAUGUAUAAGAAACCUGAAUCUCUCUGUGGCAUCGGAGCUCUUGCACCUGGAACAGGCCACUAUCAAUGACUACAUUUUUUAAUGAAUGCAUCAUGCUAAUUAUGUUACUUGCACAUAAAUGAGAAUUGUCACUUAGCUCUGUCAGCUUAUUUUACAUUAACAAUUGUAUUGUUGAUUAAUCAUCUGCCUAUUAACCAACAAACUGCUUUAAUCUCUUCAAGUUUCCACACAAUUCCUUAACAUAAACAUAUGUUUGCAAUAGUGGAGGAAGUGUAGGAGAGCACACAACUUUUUCAGCAAAAGCUACUGUUCACUAAGUAUGCUCAUAACUUACAAGCUCAAACCAAAUAAUAUUUGCUCACUGAUGAAUCUACUACAGCUUUACUUUCUGAUAUUCAGAUGCUGCUUCUCAGUGCUGAGGAAGUCAAUUCUGCAGAGUCCAUUACUUUUAUAUCCCAUCCAUGGGCAUAGCCAAGGGGGGGCACCUGCCCCCCCGAUCAUGUAAAACAAUAGAAAUACUUAACUAGCUGACCAAUCACCUCGGUUCUGCCCCCCCCCCCAAAGUCCUGGUUACACCCAUGAUCCCAUCUUUCCUCCAAUGAGCUCAAGAUGGGGUAAAUGGUUCUCCUUGCCCCUUUCAUUCUCGCAACCCCUGUGCAGUAGGUUAGGCUGAGAGAUGCAACUGGUCCCAAAUCACCCAACAAGCUCUGUGGCUGAGUAAGGAUUUAAACCUGGAUUUCCCAGUCCUAGUUCAGAACAGUAAUUGCCACACCAAAAAAUUCUGCCACCUGGCUCUACUCAACCUAUCUCUAUUAUCAAUUAAGAUGUACAAGUGGGGCAUGCUGUGUCGAGUCUGCCUGUUAAGUCAUGCUCUCAUCCAGGAUAUACAGUUCUCUUCCCUUCCUUCCAAAAGUCAGCCAGCGUUUUGUGGCUGUUCAUUAUUCACUGGGUUCUUUCCCCAUGCCACACCCAGAGUCGUCGUUCCUGAAACUUUUUUGUGCUUCUGCAAAAGUACAGAAAUUCUCCUAAGCCUGCUGUUACCUCCCUUUUGUGCAUGGCUGGCAGCAUUUUGGCUACAUAAGGCGCCACAGUGAAAUCAUUGCUAUUAGUGCACAUAAAGGAUAUGCAAAACUCUGACAUCCCACCCCUAAUAUAAGUACUUGUGUCAAAUACUGAUUGGGAGUCAGGUACCACAGAGUUGGAAGGGACUGUGAGGGUCACCUAGUCCAAAUCCCUGCAAUGCAGUAAUAUUUUUCCCAAUGUGGGGCUCAAACCCAUGAACCUGAGAUUAAGAGUCUCAUGCUCCACUGUGCUAUCACAACUGUGACUGAUCGGAAGUCAGGUAGCAUUUCACUUGUGUGUUUAAUACAGCCGUAGUCCCAGCAAACUUCUACCAGUUUUAAUGGAUUAUUUGUUUCAUAGGUAUUAAAAGGCCAGGCUUUUUGAAUGUGUCAUCUGUCACAUUGCUGCUGAUUAGCUUAAUAAAAGUUAGAAUUGGAGCAGUAGGAUGAGGCAGACCCUGCCAGUUCCUUAGAAGACACAUUGCACCUGCAUAACAUAAUAUUUCAGCCUGGCAGCCACAGUGGUGCAUCAACCGCUCUGCUGGCGAGAGCCAUGUUUUUGCAAGCCUCAUGUAUAUUCCCACUGGAAUGGCCUUUUUGUCUGUGCUUACUUCGGGAGAAAGGAAUUAAGUUCUCCUACAGGGGAUCAGGUAUUGGCGAGCUUCCUGUCACCUGGGCGAGGGAGGCAACGCCGGCGCGGUGAGCAGGAGCAGGAGCUGGAGGCGCGAUCAGCUUACAGCGGAGAACUCGGAUGAGCUCCUUCACACAGGCACCAAGGGCGAGGGAGGAUCCUCCACGCCCCUUCACCCAUUGUCAGGGCCACCUCGGCAGUUUCCGCUCGCGCUUCGGCUCCUUUCGGCCGGCCACCCUCCGCCCUGUGGGAGAAAGUCGGGGAGCUUCGGCAGCGCCGCCGCCGAGCCUUCCGGGACUCGCUCGAGAGUUCAGUGCACCAACCGCACCACUCACCUGGGAGAAGCGGCGAUCUCCGGCUCCGCCGCCGGCUCCUUCCUGGAAAGAAGCAUCAACCACCUGAUUGAACUCCUCGCGGGUCAGUAUAGAAACUCUGCUCGGAGUUGAAGCCAAAGCAGGCGGACGAGCCGUGCAGACUGAGCGGUGGGGUCGGGGGAGAAAAGAGAUAAGGAGAACUUGCUGCUCAUUAAAAGGCAAGAGACUUGCGCGCGCCGGGGAGGUGGGGGAAGGAAACUAGAUAUAUAUUUUGCCUGGGUGUUUUUUUUUGUACUUUUGCAAUCGGGAUGGGAAAGCAGUAGAUCUGCUAACUCCGGCAACUCUGCACCCAGUAAACAGGGGGUGAGUGAGAGAGUGAUAUCUGAAAAUAUCGGCAAACUUAUGGGGCAGGCGGGGGGGGUGUUAACCAUAGGAAUCCCUGGAUGCAUCUGUCCAGGAAGCUCGAUGGAACGUUAGAAGCUGAAAGAUUCCCGAGUGGCGGAUAAACGGGGGGGGGGGGCGGGGAGGGAGGGAGAGAAGAGCAGAAAGUAAACUCCCGGCGGGGUGGGGGUGGCGGCUGGGUGUUUGACGGGAGGGGCACUCGCUAAAAAGGAGGGGGGUCUACAGAGUGCAGCUGAGGAUGCCGCCUCACUCGCUCCCGCUUUUGUCUCCCGCAGGCUGCGAGUGUGUGUGUUUGGGCGCGCGCGGUGUGUCCUGCUCACCCCCCGCCGGCGCCUCCUCUCUUCAGCCGCCAGCCUACCGGCUUCUGGAAGCUUGUCCGCGCCCGGGAGCGAAGUUAAAGGGGGCGCGAAGUUUCCCGCAACUUUCUCUCACCCCACCCCGCGCCGGGAAUAUGGCCACCGGGGGCUACCGGGCCAGCGGCGUCAGCACCACCACAGACUUCCUGGAGGAGUGGAAAGCCAAGCGGGAGAAGAUGCGGGCGAAGCAGGCGCCGACUACAACGGCCGCGGCCUCAGGGGACUGCAAAGCCCCAGGGGCCGCCGCCGCCGCCAACACUACUACUACUACUACAACUACUGCUGCUGCUGCUAACGCCGCCACCGCCGAGGUCAACAACAACGGCAGCGGCGCCGGCACGAACUGCGUCCCUUUGGGCAGGAGCGCGCCCAAGGAGCCCCCGCCGAGCACCCCGGCGGCCGGAGCCCGAGCAGGAGUGGCGGAGCCGCCGCCGGGGCCCAAAGGCGUCGUGGCGCCGGGCUCCCCUGAGGAGGAGAAAGUGGCGGCCAAGGGCAAGGGCUCGUCCGGCCCCAGCGCCCGGAAAGGGAAAGGGCAGAUCGAGAAGAGGAAGCUGAGGGAGAAGAGGCGCUCGACAGGUGUGGUGAACAUCCCCACCGCUGAGGUGAGAGGGCGCCGCGCGCCGAACUGCGGCGGGGGCGGGGGCGCGCGUGACUGGCUCUUUUGAAACGCAGCCCAACGGACAGCCCAACGGCUCCCGGUGCUGCUGCUGCUGCACCUGAUGAAGAGCCGGGCGGCUUCCUGGGCGACGGUGGCUCCUCCUCCCCGCUCCCUCCGAGGAGCUCGCCAGGGUUGGUUCGACAAGUCGAAAGGGAGGAGGCUGUUUACCUACAGGCUGCUGCUGCUCCCGGGAGGGGAUGGGACUACUUCAGGUUGCAAAACCCGCAAAGUGACCUGUUCCGGAAGAGUCAGACAAGAGAGGUCUGUUGUGCUGCUCCCGAGAUGGCAGCCUAAGCUAUGCAAAUUGGAUCUGGGUGGAUUUAAAUGUGUAGGAGCAGCAGAAGCCCUUCAGGUGGUUUCUGUGUGGUUUUACCCUUGGGAGAGAGAGAGAAUGGCUAAAGCCUCAUUUUGAUGUGAACGGAGGUCAUGACCAUGAAAGAGUUCUUAUGACAUUUGUGUGUGUGUGUGGGUAUGUCUAUAUAUAAAAGGGUAAAAAAAUAUACAUAUGCAUAUGUUUGUGUAUAUACAUGUAUUCUUUUUUGGUGAUCACUCAUAGCCGAGUAGGAUUGUCUUCCAUGAACAUGGUUUUAACAAUGAGUCCGUAAGUGACUGUGGAGGCCAGUUCUGGACCCACACGUCCUUCCACAGUGGGGACAUUGGUUUCCUGGCGGGAGUUGAUCACGGUGUGGAUUUGCCAAGCGUGCCUUCCUCUUAGCACGUUUCUCGCUUGCGUCCUGCAUUCAAGUGUCUUCAAAGCCCAUAACGCCUUUGGUAAAGGCUGUUCUCCAAUUGGAACGCUCGCAGGCAAGCGUUUCCCAGUUGUUGGUGUUUAUACUACAUUUUAAAAAAUUUGCCUUGAGACAGUCUUUAAACCUCUUUUGUUGAUGCCCAGCAUUACGCUUUCUAUUUUUAAGUUUGGAAUAGAGUAGUUGCCUUGGAAGACGAUAUUCAGAUAUACAUACUGUAUAUACGUGUGUGUAUAUGUGUGUGUGUGUGUGUGUGUGUGUGUGUAUACACACAGACAUAUAUGUACAUAUGUACAUGUUUGUGUGUACACACACACACACACACACAUAUAUAUGGUUGGGGGUUGUCACCCUUCAGAUGCUGUGGGACUAAACCUCAGAUCAUUGGUCAUGCUGACUGGGGCUGAUGGGAGUUGGAGUCUUAACAGUAUAUUGAAGGCCACAAAUUCCCCACCACUAAUCUACUGGAAUAAUAUGCUUAUAAGGGUUUUAAAUAGUAAGAUGUGGUACCCACUCUCCUGCAUAUUUUGGUAUUGGUAAGUAAAGCGACUGUAGCUCCUGACAGAAACUGAUUUUUCUAUCCUGACAUGCAGAGGUAAGUUCCAGAGAAAUGAAGGGACUUUGGGUAAGCUUAGGAACAUAGGAAGCUGCCUUGGUACCAGGUCUGAACAACAGUCCAUCCUGGUUCAGUUUUAGCUACACUGACAGGUAGCCAUUUAUCCAGGGGUUCCAUCAGGGAAUCUUUCCCAGACCUACCCGGAGAUGCUGAGGAUUGAACCUGGGACCUUCUGUAUGCAAAGCAGAUGCUGCAGGCCUUUCCUUCACAGUUACAAAGCAUGAAUGUAAUUGUGGUCUGUAACACAUAUGGGUUUCCUUUUUCUGUAUGGUUUGCCUGCAACAAGAGAGGUCUAAGAGAGCAUUGGUGAAAAUAGUAUAACUCUACAGUUUAUUUACACUCAAAUAAAAACAGGCAGGGUUCUUGUGGGACCUUAAAGACUAACACUCUCGUUACGGAAUAUACUUCUCCCUGUCCAUGAAGUGCUUCUGAAUUGCAGGAAUAUAAUCCCAUUUUCUUUUGGGGGGAAAGAGAUAGCAAACAUAAUGUCAGAAGGAAAGGAAAUGCACAGAUGGUGAUAGUUACAUUAACAGUAACAGUACAUUAACACACACAAAAGAAGAGUUGAUAACAUAGACAUUUUGCCAUUGGAAAGCUAAUUAAGACGUGUAGUAUGGAUUUUUUAAAAAAAUCCUUUGAUAUUGAAACAGUUAUCAAGCAACACUUUCAAAGCAGGACAUAAAGAUUCAUACACACUGAAUUUUUCCGCCCUUUUACAGUUCCCCCUUGUGUGUUAGAGACACUUCCUAUAACAAUUUUUUUAAAAGUUUUAUCAGAGCCAAAACAGCAAAGAAAGGAAAUUGAGGUAUCUGUUCAGGUGAAAAUGUAAUGUAGUUCUGAAUCCAAAGCAAUUUCUUUCACUGGAAAAAAUGCAGUGGUUUGAAGAAAGGAGAAAAAUAUAUUUUCGUUAGCCAAUGUAGCUGUCUUCUGUGGGUUUCUACUAGUAUAAAAAUCUGGCAUUAAUUUAAAAAUGCUCUUAAAGGAAUGCAAAAGCAUGAUAAUAAUAUCUUCAGUGUUUUCAAGCUACGAGGAAGAAGAUUUAGGGAAAAAUCUAGUACAUGUCUUCACAAGUUUCUUCUCAAGAUCCCCAAAGGAAACAAUAAAUGUAGCUACCUUAACCAUUUUAUUUUCUUGGGUUUGUAAACUGCAGACACACCUUUCAUCACCAGAAAUCACUCUUUUUCUUGAUCGUUAUUUUGCAGCUACCAUUCUGUAAUGUCAGGAUCCUGCUCAAGUGAGGAGCACAAGAAGCUGCUAGCCUGGUAUAGUCUUCUCUGACAGACAACACUUCUCCACAUUAACUGACCUGAUUCUUUAAACUGGAGUGAGUCAUGGACUUUCUUUAUGCAAAAGAAAUGGGAAAAAGAAACAACAGUGAUGACCACUGGAAAGCAAAAUAGUUGUAGCAAUUAUUAAUAACGUACCAUUGGUGCUAACACCAACAUCCUGGCAUUCGUAAACUGAUCAACACACAGUGGUUAACUGUAAUCUUGAUUAAAUCUACAAGUAACAGAUUUGAGUUGCCUGGUGCAGCAGUAUGCUUGCCACUUGAAGGCAAAGGAAAAACUCAUGGGAACAAACUUAGCUUGCUGGGAAGGCAGCAGGUGUAGAAACUUGCUACUUAAAAGUAACUGUGCAAACAGUGCUUGUGUAAACCCUCAGUGAAUAUGCACUGUUUCAAUAGAGUUUAUCUUCUCUUGAAAUGUUCUUUAAAAACACUUUUAAGUGAAGUAUAAAAACAUAGUGCAAAAGAAAAUCAAUCCUCUGUAAGUGAAAAUUAAUAUAUUGAUAUAUUUGGCAUCAGAUGCUUUUCUUACAGUAUAAGGCAGCUUGCAAGACAUUUAAAAUACAACAACAUGGAAAAACGUUAUUGGGGUAUGGUGGUUGGCAAAGUUGUGUACAUUACUGCCCCAUUCCUAAGGACCUCUUUAGAUGCUACUGGAACAAAAAUAUUAGUCUUUAAAAAGUCAGAACAUCUGAAGACUCGGAGGAACACGAACAUAUUUAUUGCCUCAUUUCUUGCAUCUGCCACCAGGAUCCAGAAUCUGUGAGAGGCAACAGCCACCUAGAUGCAGGUGUCCUGCCAUAUGAAGGACUACCAUCUGGCAUCUUCAGUAGCCAUUUCUAGGUCAGGAUAAUUUCUUCUGAUAUCUGCUGCAGCCCAGAGAUUCAAUAUCAGAAUAUUCAGAUGUUCUGACUUUUUAAAGCCUGAUAUUUUUGUGAUUCUACUUUGGAUCUUUAGGCAUUUAGAGGACACAGGGAGGCUGAGGAAAAUUAUUUGUGCUUCCUCUUUAAAAUAUGCUGAGUAACUUACAAGCUCCCCUGAUCUCAGUCUUUUUCUCUUUUAUAUGCACUCUGGAACAUCAGCUGGGGCUUUUUAUUUAUGCUUCCUCUGUUACAAAGGCACCAGCAUGGCAACUAGAAGACAGCUGUGCUGUAUCUCUCCCUUCCCCCACUCCUUACCUCCAAAACAUCAUUCAGUUGAACUCAAUGAUACUGGCAAAACUUUCUCUUACCUUUACUGAACAGGUUUUUCCAGCCUUUCAGUGGAACUGUUCUUCCUUUUUCAGCAUAUCUUAGUGCUGUUUGUAAAGAAGAAAUCAGUUGUGUUCACUAUCUCACCAUUAAAGUAAUUCUGUCUCCAAUAAUGAUGAUUUUUUUCCCCCUAGCAGUUUUAAAAGUUGCUCUGAAGCCUUUGUAGUUAAAAUAUUGUGGGCCAUAUAGAGACGUCUGGACUCUUGAGGGCCAAAUUCAGCCCUAGGGCUGUUAUGGUGAAUUUGAUAUAUAAAUAGGAAUUAUUAUAAGCAGGGAGAAAUAAGAGUAGCACAUGAAGAGGCUGAAAUAAACCCAUUACACUUUUCUUUGGUGAUGGAGACCAUGAAGGCUGGAGCAGUUAAGGGUUUCACACACAGACGGUAGACUUGGAGGAAGGUUUUUAAAAGGAGGGAGGAAAGAGGUGGCACUAUGUCGCUAUUCCAGGAGUUGCGCAUUGGGGAGCAAAAGUGUGAAAUAGACCUUUAAAGAGAGCAGGCUAUGAUGAGGUCAAAAUAAAAAGUUAUACAUAAAAUAUGUUGGGGCAGGUAGACUGAGGAGGUACUUGAACUUAAAGAUCUGGAAUUUGUCAUGGAUGUAGAAGUUUGUUAGAAGACUAGGCAGGGAUUUGAGGAUUUGUGUUCUGAAUGAUGGACAAAGUGAAUGAUGUUGGCUCAACGUUCUUACUAGAUAAGGGCUGAUGAGCAGGCUGGACUAUUUAAUGUGUAGAUGAAAUAACAGUAGCAAGUUGUUAUUUUGUCUGUUGAUGCCAUCCUCUUAAGAUACUAUAUAAUAUGCUAUAUUUCAUAUUAGGGCCCAAUACAUGUGCUCUGUUUCAAUUUGGAAUUAGUAUAAAUUACAAACCUGUAUCAACAGAGUUCAUCUGUAUACAUUAGGUAUGCAGAAACUGGCCUUCCAGAUACUGCUGAACUACAGCAGCCAUCAUCUCAAACCUUUGACCAUGCUUACUGGGGCUUCUGGGAGUUGUAAUUCAGCAACAUCUGGAGGGCCAAAGGUUCCCCACAAGUGAUCUAUCUACAUAGUUGGAAUUGUAUUCCACACUUUCCCCGAAGAACUGAGAUCAACAUUAUAUGUUCUCAGUAAUAAAGGUAAAUGGCAAGACAGUUGCUACAUCAGGGCAAACUGUGGUAUGGUUUCACAUGACAUACAUGGAUUGAAAUUAGCCUGAGCAAGUCUCAGCCUGAACUUAUUUUGGAAGCAUUUACUUUCAGUUCCUUUUCAAGUCAGCUUGUUGUUUUAUCCAAUCCUUGGAUUGUGGUUUAUGGUAUCAUGUUAAACCAUGGUUUAGCAUGAUCUACAAAUGUAGCUAGUGACUUAACCUGAAGCUAGUUCGCCAUUGAAUUUAACAACUGAGCAAGGAUUCAUGCCCAACCCUCCCAAGCUUGCCACUGUUUAUUUGAAAAUGAAUCUUGCGAUGAAACAUUAUAAGAUUACUGCUUGAGUAUUCACAACAAAGUUAGAACAAGUAUGACUUGGUAGAUUGCUUUGGAACUUGUAUCUAAAAUUUGGUGUCAGAUACCAAGUAUACUUUGUGGUAGAUUUUAAGAUCUGUGGUAUACAAGCACAUGCAUCUUGUGUUGCUCAUAAUUCUAAAUUAAGUUUGUAACCCCAAUCCAUAUAACCCUUUCCCCACAAUAUUCGCCUGCUUGUAUCUAUCAUGGUAAUGAAUUCUGGUUUGUGGCCAUACGUAUUUUCAUGAGCAAUAUUAAGUAUUCUUAUGAAUUCAAAAUUUCCUGUAUUCACUGCAGAACUGAACUAAGCUUGCAAUGAGUAGUGUUCAGUCCAGCUUUUCAAAAAUUCAAAUCAAAGCCUAGGCUUACCGUACCAUCCUACACCUGUUUACUUAGAUUCAGAUUUAUUUCAGUGUUUAAUCAGAAGUGGUAUGAUAGAGGUAUCUUAUUUAAGUCAUACUUGGAGCAGAGCCACUGAACUCACUAGUCUUAAAUUAGUCAAUUGAUUUUUAGUGUUUCUGCUCUGAGUAGUUGGCUGCAACUACAAAGCUGAAAGGGAACCAUCAAACUACCUGCCAAUGUGGGAAAUAUACUACAGCACCCCUAAUAGGAUGGGAGCUACCUUUGCUUUAAAACCUCUAACAAAUUAGGCCCUACAUUCUUGUGAGGCAGUAUGUUUCACUAUCAAACAUGGUUCAGCUUAGUUUUUUGCAAGGUAAAAUUUUAUAGUAUUGCAACCCCAGACUAAUCUGUUAAUCUGCCAUUAAAAGAUUAGAAAUUGUAAUUGCCUUUGGGAUGCCAUUUCUAAACACAUAAUGUUGUAUACGUUGUAUUAGAUUGCAAAUCAGAUUACAGCAUUUUGGAAGUGGUGUAUCUUAAUUUUAGACAUGGGACAACACGAUGACUCAACAAGUAGAGGAAUGGAAUAAGGAAGUACAAGGGUUCCUUGGUUGCUUAACUUAUUGUUAUCAAUAGGUGUGUCUAUAAUUGUGGUUUCUUAAUUAUUAUAAGUUAAAUUAGCUCAAAUACAUUCUAAAACUGAACUACAUGCUGAAGUAAGUGUGUUGGAAGCCACAUGAACAAUUCCUGUAUCCCAGUGAUGUUGAGUAGAAAAAUUUCCAUUUCAAAAGUUCUUUGUUUUUAUUGCUAGUUAUUUUUAAGGAGCUUAUUUUUCUUUUUCGUACAUUGCUGUGAUAUUUCUAAUAUAAAGUGAUUCAGCAAAUAAUAAACAAAUUAUCCAUAUAGUGCAUUGCCUCUUAAUCUAUGUGUUUCAAUUAGUGUUGGAGGCAAAACCAAUUACUAGAUUAAUACUUUCAAAAAUGUGGGAACAACCAUGAUUGCUUCUUUGCACCUAUAACUCCUGGUUCAACCUGCCAUCUUCCUUGUAACUGAUGAACUUAAUCAGCUAUUUCCAACAAGUGAGGUAAAAAGGCAAUAGCUUUCCUAUCUUUUGUCCCCAGCACACAGAGGUACAUUUAUGUGGUACAUGGAAGUUCCAUUUAGAUAUCAUGCCUGUUGACCGACCCAGGUUGUCCAGUGUAUUUGUACAAAGUACUAUAUGAUUUCCAUUGUAAUUGAUCCAAGGUGGGUCACAACAGGAGUACUACCACCAGGCAAAUAUACGGUAAAGGAUUAAGAAAUGGUCCCCAGAAGCAAAUUUGAGUUAAAAGUGGGUCCUAACAUGUUAUAAAAACUCACAUACAAGUCAAAUUAUUAAUUAGAAACCUAUUUAAACUUGAGAGACCAACUUCAAACUGCACAACUAAAUAAAUUCAACCAUACCUAGGUGCCUUAACUCCCAUGAAAUAAAAAAUGAGAAGAAAAGGGGAUCACCACUAAACUACCAACCACUUUAUAUAUUAAGGGAAUAUAAAAUUUCUAUACAGUGGAAGCUGGUUUAUUCAUAUGUUAUAUAACAUUGAUAUUGCACCCAAUUUUGACAACCUUUUGUGCAUUAUUUGUUUUCUACAUUGUUCGGGUUCCACCCUCCUUUCUUCUUCAUUAGUGCUGUUGCUUGACUAAUAGUGCAAUCCCAUGCAUAUUUUUUCAGAAGUAAGUCCUUAUUGUGUUCAUUGGCACUUACUUUUAGGGAGCUGGAUAAGGGAUUGUAGUGUAACUCUUGUAUAGCUUAUAAACUUGUGGCAAUAAUUCCUGGAGGAAUUCCCCUAAUACUUUUGCAUGAUUGUGGGAUCUUAUGCUGAAACUGGAUGAACUACAAAACUGUCUCAUUUUAAAAUAACUAGGUUAAUGGCUGCUUGCAAAUAGGCCAAUUUAGCUUUUGAGCUGCUUAUACCACUCCCUCAGGUGUGACUGCAACAAUAAUCCUAAAUUAUUAGUUUCUUUCAAAGAGAUUAUAGAACUGCUUAAAGUGAAAUCCUUCUUUUUUUCUGGCAACUAUUUUGGUAAAGCAGCAAUGGUUGGUCUCCAAGACUUGGAACUUUACACUUUAACCCUAUGAACACGUAUACUUAAAAUUGCAUUAAAAUGGCUAAUCCGUGGAACUUUUUAUAGCACACCAUCUUGCCUUUUGCAAAAUGCAGCUUUGCAAUAAGGAAAACAAGAAAUAAUAACUUUUGCUAGGAUUUUAUCUCUGAAUACUGAAUGAUUCUCAGAAUAGAGAGCAGAGCCCCAACUAUUAAACUAGUCAACAUGCCUAGGAAAGCAUAACAAAACCACAAUAUAACCUUAAAACAGAAUUUAUACUCUUGAAAGUUUCUUGUAGGCAUCCACUGUAGAUCCACUGGUCAGAGACUACAGAGCAGGUCAUCCAAAGGUCUCUGCUGAGUGAAUAUAAUCAUGUGUGAAAAAGUGGUACUUAACAUAUUCUGUCUCUAGACCAUUUUGUUCUUUAUUUUGAAUUGGGUCUGGAAGCCAACUGAGAAGCAGUGAUGGUGAUACAAAAUUGGAUAAGCAUCAGUAAAAGUGCUUUUUUACUUACCAAGUAACUAUAAGAGGAGUUAGUAUUCAAACUCCAUUCAAAAGCUGUUUUCCAUGCAGUCCAGCUUCUGUAGCAAGUGCAAAUAGCUAUUUAGCAUUCAUGGCACCCCUUUCUCUAUGACUCAGCCUCAGGGUAAGAAAAAAGUAAAUAAAAUGAGCUAAGCAUUUAUCCAGAGAUGACCAUACUUAAAGAAUAUUGAAAAUCCACUGACACUUGAGCGUGUUAAUUUACUAGAUCUUGAUGAGAAGACAAAUAAUAGAGAGUUCUUUGCAUAACAAAGACUACUCCUGGCACAAAUAACUAGCUUAACAUUAUUAUUAGGUUAGUUUGAUGUUGGAAAUUGUGCUGCAAAUCAGAUCACUAUCUUACAGCAACAUAUUAAUGGUGGAUCUGGCCACAAAUAGCCUAUUAAGCUUUCUAAAUGGAAAUCAGUUUAAUUGCAAAUAACCCUGGGUAUGGUCCUUAGUCCUAAGCCAACUUGCUUUGUAAAUAAUUUUUAUUAAAACUUGGCCUUUCAAUGUGUUUGUAGGACUGAGAUGCCAGAAAAUCAUGGUUAGCUGUGACUGAUAUGCCUCCUUCUGAAUUCUAAAUCUAGGGCCUCCUUCAUCUUUUGAGUGAAUGAAAAUUUAACUAGCUGUAGCACGUGUGUUGCUCUGUGAUAUUCUAGUGAUCCUAAUAAAGUUAUUGACCUAAUAUGGAUAUUGGGAACACACCUGCCUUUUAUUUUUUGUGUCAUCAUCUGCCUGUAAUUUAAGUAGCACCAACCUUUUAAUGACCAAGUUAUUGUCAGCACCUUUUAAGGCCCACAUGGAUGGGAAAGUGGGGUGAAAAAACAAUUUAUUAAAAGUUGAUAGGAAAGUAGAACAACUUUGGAAUCUACUUGGGUGUAGCGAAACAGUGAAUUGAAAAUAAUUGCAGCAAAGUAUUACCACAUGAGAAAUUCCAUCUACCAAGUAUAGAGUAUAUCUUGCAAUCCUAUGUACACUUAUUAAGGAAUAAAUCCCAUUAGAAUUGGCAGGACUUGUUUUUGAGUAAACAUGUAUUUAUUACUGUAAUUUUCAACCUUUCUUCCAAGAAGUUCAAAGUAAUGUACAUGGCUCUCAGUGUUUGAAACUCCCAUUGUUCUAGGCACAUUUUGCAACAGGGAAUUUAAUUAGCACAAGCUGUUUCUGAGCUCUGGGGUAUUUUUUAACUGUGCCUAAAAUUUCAGAUUAAAACUGCAGAGUGGAAGAAAAGGAGGACCUUUUUCUGCCUCCCCACUUCCAGCUACUCUCUGAAGACUGUAGAAGAGACCCUCUUAAGAAUAUUAAAAGGUAAAGGUAUCCCUGCCCGUACGGGCCAGUCGUGUCCGACUCUGGGGUUGCGCGCCCAUCUCGCUUAAGAGGCCGGGGGCCAGCGCUGUCCGGAGACACUUCCGGGUCACGUGGCCAGCGUGACGAAGCUGCUCUGGCGAGCCGGCACCAGCGCAGCACAUGGAAAUGCCGUUUACCUUCCCACUAUAAAGCGGUACCUAUUUAUCUACUUGCACUUAAGGGUGCUUUCGAACUGCUAGGUGGGCAGGAGCUGGGACCGAACGACGGGAGCUCACCUCGCCGCAGGGAUUCGAACCGCCGACCUUCUGAUUGGCAGGCCCCAGGCUCUGUGAUUUAGACCACAGCGCCACCCGUGCCACAUAGGGAAAGGAGUAGACCACGUUAAAAAUGAACAGAAGACUUUAGCUGCAGUUCAUUCAUUUUUAGCUUUGUACAGUGGUACCUGGGGUUACAGACACUUCCGGUUACAUAUUUUCGGGUUGCACACCGCACCGAACCCAGAAGUACUGGAACGGGUUCCUUCUGGGUUUCAGCGCUCACGCAUGUGCAGAAACACUAAAUCGCACUAUGCACAGAAGCACCGAAUCGCGACUCACGUGUGCGCAGACGCAGUGCUGCGGGUUGCGAACGCUGCGGGUUUGAAUGUGCCUCCCACACGGAUCACUUUCGCAACCCGAGUUUCCACUGUAUUCUUGUUAUUUAAAAAGUGUACCUAGACAUUCUGUUGUUGCAUCCAUAACCUAGGUUUAAGGUGCUAUUUAGCUCCUAGCUUUCAUAUCUCAGUUUCUAACACAAAUUGCUCUCCCACUUCCUGUAUUAUCCUUACAAGAACUCUGCAAGGUAGAUUAGGCUGAAAGUCAUUCUGGUUCAAGAUUACCUAAUGUGCUUCAUAGCAGAAUAGGGAUUGAAAUUCUGGUCUUCGAGAAGACCAACAUUCCGAGUCCAACAUGCUGACCAAUAACUCUGGCUCCGUCAUAGGAUCAUAUUAUAAAAUACUAUAAAAUACCCUGUUGUCCUUGUGUUGCAGAGAUGUCUACUCCUUGCUUUAUUUGGUUACAAGCUUCUGGUUCUUGCCUUCCUAUCUCAGAUAAAACAACACAAAAUAAAUAAAAGAUAUAAAAAUAAUGUUAUGGGCUCCUUUACUGCUCCUCAUAAUGAAGCAAUGGAUGUUCCUUCUAAAGCAAAAGGCCUUAAAAAGAGAAAAGAAGGAAACAUAAGAGGGGUUGGAAGGGAAAUUGAGUAGUUCUACUCAAGCCAAAGAGCUUAUCACCAAAGUUGACUGUUGCUUUUCAUCUAAAUGCUGCUUAUUUAAAUAGCAAUGUACUAAAACUUACAUUUUAAAGUAAACUUGAAAGACAGAGUGUAGCAGUGAAGUGGCACUUCCCUUUAGAUAUGUUUUUCUUUCAAGGAUGAAACAAAAAAAAAGUGCUUUAAAGGGUACUUAGAAGUUAUUAUUACAGUAGGGGCUGUUUAUUUAAACAAAAGCAUGUUCUCCCUGCAGUCACUUGUAAAGAAUGUUAAGGCCAAGUUACUUUGUAUGAUGGCUUUUUACACAGGCGGAGUGUAAUGACAUUUUUGGGGCCUUUAUGUUCAACUUUGUGGAGGACUGUCUCCUCUUUCCUGCAUUGAAGACUUAAUUGAACAAACAGCAUUGUAUUAAACAGAAAAUAUUUAAGUGAAAAGUAGAGCAGGCAUCAUAUGCUUCACUUAUUUCAGGUUGGAAGAGGCAAGUCUGGGGACACUAUGCACUAUAUGGGAUUUCUAGCUACCGAAGCAGGGAGGGGAACAGAGAACCAAAUAUGACCCUCUGGGUCUUUUUAUUUGCCCCUCAGAACCUGUUCCAGGCCACACUCCCUGACCCAGGCCACAAUAUUUAAGUGAAUUGCACUGCAUAAAUGAUAGCAGCAGCAGCAGCAUCUAAUUUUUUACCCACCCUUCACCAUGAGGUCCCAGGGUGGGCUAUAACAGUUUAAAAAUACAUCAUUGCAAAAAUUUGAAAAACAUUACAUUCAAGAUGAUUCAUCUCAAAUGUCGAAGACCAGGGUAAAGAGGUGCAUCUUCAGCAUCUGUCAAAAGCUACAUAAUGAAGGUGCUAGAGCACUUCUUUGGGGCUACUGCAUAGAAUGCCCUCUCCCAGGGGAGCCCCCAUAUUUAUAAGGGUGGUGGAACUACCAAGGGGGUUCCCUCUGCUGAUCCUAACACCUAUGAGGGUCUGUAAGGAAGGAGAUGAUCCUUUACAUAUUUGGGCUUAAACCAUUCAGGGUGUGACUGUUUCUUAGCAUGUUACCGUUAAUUCCAUUUCUUACAAAAUGUAUUUUUAUUCCAUCAAUAUGAAAAAUCUUUCAAGAAAUCUCAGUUUUAAAGCUGGUUCUGCGCCAGAUAAAAAUUAUACUUAGAAGUCUGAGGAUAUCUUGUUUUAAGACAAUUUUUGCUGGUGAUGAACAUAUUGUAAAGUUUGGGUGUGUCUGUCAUUUGGCCCCCUGCAAGAAGUAAACUAAUGUGGGAACAUAUAGAUGGGAGUUCUCUGCCCAUUGGGGGACUGAAAGAAGUUCAUUGAUAUGACAGGAGGAGAAGCAUUAGCAUACUGUCUUUAAAGCUUUCAUUCUAGGGAAGAAGUGAUCAGGAGUCGGUGCCCUGAUUGUUUUUGUUGUUGUUGGCAUCUCUCUGUCUCGGGAGACAAGGAGUGCACCUUUGGGGUUGAAGUCAAGCAGCUGAAGUUACAGCGCCAGCUGUGGCUGAGGAUACCGAUAUGGGAGAGACAUGCUUUAUUGCAGCUGUGGGAGGAUGAAGGAGUCCUGUUGUGUUGCUGCAGAACGUUUCCUUUCCUUACAGGCCUCUUGGGUAAUUUAUUCUUUGUUCUUUCCUCAUGGUGGGUUUCUGUAAUCUGGAUGGGCUGUUACUGACAUCUAGGUUAGGACAAUGAAAUAAGUUAACAUCUUGGGGUUAAAGUUAACAACUUAAACCCUUUUUUAAAAAAGAAAAGGCCAUUCUGAAAUACCUAUGAGAUGUUCUGCUGAUGUCCAGUAUAAAAUAGAAUCCAAGUUCAUUGUGAUGAUGGGCAUUCCACCUUAUCAAAAUGGAAUGGCAUAAGUAUAACUGGGAACUUCUUGAAUCUCCCUUAGCUGCUUACACCUCCUCGAGGGAGCCCCAUCUGCCUGCCAAGAAUCCUGGAGAAAGAGGCUGUGUAGGUAUCACACAAAAGUUAUUGUUAAAUAACAGAGUAAUCAUUAAAAUUUCCUGCCAACCUAGCAGUUGAAAGGACGUCAAAGUGCAAGUAGAUAAAUAGGUACCGCUCCAGUGGGAAGGUAAACGGCGUUUCCGUGCGCUGCUCUGGUUAGCCAGAAGCGGCUUAGUCACACUGGCCACAUGACCCGGAAGCUGUAUGCUGGCUCCCUCAGCCAAUAGAGCAAGAUGAGCGCCGCAACCCCAGAGUCAUCCGCAACUGGACCUAACAGUCAGGGGUCCCUUUACCUUUACCUUAAUCAUUAAAAUUAUUCAUACAAUCUUGUAAGCUGCUGAUAACAGCCCCUUUCUCCCUUCUUUGUGGCUGUUGAUGUGGAAAAAUGCUUACUGACCUUUAAAAAAAAUAAGCACAACUUGGAAAGCAUCAGGUUCCUCUCAUCAGUUUUACUGUGGUUGCAACAUUGUCUGAGACGUGGCAUUGCACUAAUGCAAAUAUAGGUUAGAGGUUUUGAGCAGAGAGGGUUCUCUUACCUGAUAAAGAUUUGGCUUUCGUUUUAGCUUCUGGCUCAAAUAACCUGCCGUACCAAAAUGGUUCUCAGGCAAGUGUUCCUUUUUACAUGGAAUUGUGUUGCAAUUGUUUGAAUAUUUUUAGUUUAUUGGAAUCAGAUUGAGUUUUGUCACUGUGCUUCUUUUUAAACUUUAGUUAUCUGCUUCUAGGCUGAAAUGUCUAGGCUGAGGACCAACCUCCUGUGUGCCAGAAACUCAGCAUCUGCUACUCACACUGUGUGUUAUCUGCCUGCACAUGGCCCCCUCUGUGCACCCCACCAGUGGCUAGAUAGUAGUAGCAGCUUCAGUGGCCACAGUAUGAGCAGUCACAGAAACUGACCCCAAGCUAGGACUUGUGUUAAUUGUAGAAACACUUGACCCAAAUAUGCUCAGUUAAGCUGCAUGUGGAAUUUAGUUUUGUUUAAAUUUAGCUUUCCUUGUCAAAUCAUACUGUCAUAUUUUUCAGGAAAACUGCAUUCUGUUCAGGAUGCCUUUAUCAAGUUUCAAAUGCUGGAGGGAUGUUACCUGAAUGUUGUUUAUCUUGCAUUAAUGGUCUUACCUUGGGGUGGGGGUGGCUUUAAACAGCUCUAUGCAUUACUUUUGUUGUGAAGCACAAAAUUAACAUUCCCCACCCACCCCAUUUCAGGCUGUGCAAAUACUUCCACAUUCCUAAUACAAUAGACUAAAUCCAUUUUUUAAAAAAAAAAAUCCCAAAACACUGAAUAUGAAAGGUUUCACUUUUUAAACUCAAACAUAGCACUAUCAUGACUACAGGAAUAAAUUGGAGUUUGCUUCUGCUGCCUAGGUGCUAAACAUAUUUACACAAAACCAAUCUGUGUGUGGAGGAAAUGCAUGGAUCCACCCCCCUUCCACAUUUAGGAGAUCACGAAGUGUUACAUUUGCACCAGGCCAAAGGACCAAUCACAAUAAGUGGGAUUUUAUGAUCAGUAAAGGAAGCAUCGUGUUUCUUCCGACUUGCAGAGAGUCCAUACCAGGCAAGGUUAGGGAGACAGCUGGGUACGCUUGUGCUGGGCCUCAGAGGGCUAACCUAGCUGGAGACCCCAGCCAGGGACCAGGUGGUUUUUUGUUUGAGUUUAUAACUUCUGUAUUCUAACAAGACUUUUGUCCCAGGCCUCAGAAAAGCUCUGCACAGGCCUGGUCCACACUGUUGCUUUUUCCUAAGAUGGUAAGGUAGCUGCAAUGGGCCAGGAAAAGCUUCAGUAAUUUUUCAACAUGGUCUCUUAGGCAGUAUAGUGUAAUGGUUAUGUUGUUGGACUAGGACUGUUUCUCAGCCCAACCUACCUCACUGAGUUGUUUGGAGAAUGAAAUGUAUGCCACCUUAAGCUCCUUGGAGGAAAAGUGGGAUAUAAAUGUAAUAAAUAAAUACAUACCUGGGACCCUUAGGCACAAGAAAACAUCUGCAGUCUCACCACCGUCACAUGGAGGAAGGGCAAACGAAUGAGCCUGGAGAGGCAAGUCUCUUCAAAGUGAGAAAUGCUAUUAGCUCUUUAACCAGCACCAUGCAGAUUAUUUUACAACAUGAAAUUUUAUUUUAUAAAUUUAAUUUAAUAUUAGCUGUAUGCUGUCUUCACACCAGUGCAGAUGGCAUAGGUGAUUUAAGUGGUUUAGGGUUAACAAUUGCCAUCAGUGAAUCUGAAUAUUAAUGACAAACCAAUACAGAAAGCACAAAGGUGUUGAUACUUGAAUUUCUACGCAAUUUUACUUAGGCUGCUCCUCUUCCCAGGGGGGUGGGGUUGCAAGCUCUCCCUGUGAACACCGGGGGCGUGGAGUGGGAAAGCCACUUGAGUUUGCGUCACUGGGAGUCCUGGCCACAUCACGCCCCCCGGCCAACCAGUCAGGUCGACUGGGGGGCGUGGCUUACCCUUUUUAAACUGCCGUGCGGCCGGGGGCCUCCUUCUCCUUACCUCCUCCUUCAUCGGAUCUCCCGCCCUCCUGUUCUAUUUUCAUGCGUUUGCCAUCUUGGCCUUGCUAUGGACCACAGUUGGUCACCUGUUGAGGGGGCCAGGUAGGAAUUUUUCCACUUAGCAAAUUGGCACCAGCCAUAUGGUUUUCGCCUGCCUCAUAGCAAUCGUCACAACUUUGUAAGGUUUGGUGGUUAGGCAUUGGUAAAACCUGGUUAUUGGAGGGGAGGUUGUGGCCUUCACCUGCCCCUCCUCUUUAAGGGUAUUUCGUUAAAAGGAUCCGGGUGUGUGGAUCCAGUCCGAAGCCCGGGUAUGGGCUAGGGCCGUGCCAUGACCCCAUCGGGGACCCUGGGGGAACUCGCAGUUGAUGUACAUCAGGCUUCCUCAACCUCGGCCAUCCAGAUGUUUUGAGACUACAAUUCCCAUCAUCCCUGACCACAGGUCCUGCUAGCUAGGGAUCAUGGGAGUUGUAGGCCAAAAACAUCUGGAGGGCCAAGGUUGAGGAAGCCUGAUGUACAUCAACAGGGCUCUCCCUACUGGUGGUUGACCCUUAUGAGACUGCCUGCACGGCAGGCAGGAGUCAGAUAUAGUUGGUUCAGUUCCAGUGCCUAAGCCAAUACUGCUCACAUCUGUAACCAAUAAAGUUGUGGCCUUAAUUAUCCCAUGAAACCAAUAUAUUGGUGUCCGUGUGUUUUAUUAUCCAAGAAAUGGGGGUGGGCUCGGGGCCUUGCCAUGCAAGUGUCUCUCUCUCUCUCUCUCUCUCUCUCUCUCUCACACACACACACACACACACACACACACACACAUUUUACAGAUCUUUCACAUUCUUUGUCAGGCUCUAUCUACAACCCUAACACAUUUGCUUUCAGGGAAUUGGUCUCUAACUGCUUUAAAAAUAAUAGAUAAUGCAGAGAGACAUUGUAUUCUCUGAAAUUGUGUGUGUUGUUUUUUUUAAAAAAAAUCCAGCUAUAUCUGCACUUUUACUUAAAAAGGUUUCUCAAAUGAAUGCGUUUGAAACAAAGCAGGCAACAGUGAACUGUCAUGCUGAAAUAAACCAGUAAUAAAGAUCUAGAAAAGAGACAAAACAAAAGUGAGUGGUGCACAGUAGUUGAUGUAAAACGGUGUAUCUUGUAAACUCUUGUGUUAACUGUGACCAUAUUCCAGACCUAUGUUUUACUGAAAACACGAUCGUUGAGGCAUGCCCUUGGUUGACUCAAAGUUCAGGCAAAUAUUUAUAAUCUAUGUUUAUACUUGGGUUUAUGUUUAUAUUGAAGUAUUCUAUAGAGAAACAAACUGCCUGGACAAACAGGGGGACUUGGUUACUUCCACUGAUUUUAUUUAUUUAUUCCUUCAACCAAGGAGAAACCCAAAGACUGUAUCUCUCAGGCAUAUACUGAGCUACCUUAAGCCUUGGAAUCUGCAGAGAAGUUGACAGUUUGAAAAUGUAGCUUUUUAAAAGGCAACUGCUGGCUGGGUGGGUGUAUUUAAAAAGGCCCUUAAAUCAGAAGUGGGUGGGAAGGCUACCAAUGACCAGAGUGUAUUUUAUUUAUUUUUUUGUGAUCCAAAUAGCUCAUCUUUCCACUCCCCUGGCAACUUAGACUAGGUUUGGAUGUACAUUCGUACCAUGGAAGUCGAACGGAAUCAGUUCUGGAAGUCUGUUCGACUUACAAAGCGCGGCUUCUGAUUGGCUGCAAGAAGCCGUGGAAGCCCUGUCGGACGUUCAGGUUCCAAAGAAUGUUUGCAAACCAGAACACUCACUUCUGGUUUUGCGGCGUUCGGGAGCCAAAUGUCCGAGUACCAAGGUGUUUGUGAUCCAAGGUACGACUGUAAUGGGAAACCAUGGAUUCCUGCUGUGUAGAUGAACCUGCCUGAGUGCAGCACUCAUAUACUUCCCCCUCUUUCACAACCAGGUGGAGGAGCUUGGAAGCUUUUGCUUCAAGUUUUAAACCAAUUGCAUGUCCAUGACAGUUCAACUAGGCAACCUCAAUAGUUUGGUAACUUACUGUUAUCCUGUCUUCAUUUGCUUUCUCAUAGAAUUUCAUAAGUGGAAUUGUGUUUGGAUUAUCCAAAUCCAUACUUCCAGGAUUUGAUUUUUUAGUUGUUGUUUUUUAAAAGAUUGCUUUUAUUAUUAUUAUUAACAAACCUGCAAAGGAGAAAUGUUUAUAAUUAUUACCUCUAGCUGCUUUGCCUGUCAACCCAAUUGGGAUUUGUCCUGUGCCUGAUAUAUGUUAACUAAUAUCUGAUCAUUGUUGAAAUAAAGUAACUGCAAAUGAUCAGGUGGCAUUUCACAACUGUUGGAGGGGGAGAGGACAGUGGUUUUUAAAAAAAGAAUAAGAUUUUGUAGUUAAGAUCAGAGAUCUGCUAUGCAAAUGUUAGACAAAAUAAAACAUUUCCAUUAGCUACAGACUGUACUUAAAAACCAUUUAUCAAAAUUGCAUGUUUAGUCUUACCCUGGUUGUAUUGAGGAAAAUUACAAGUACAAAUCACAAAGGAACUAUAGUUAGCCAGAGAACAAAGCCUGUGAGACCACUGAACCUUUUGUGUGCAUGCCUUGUCUCUUCAAAUGCUAUUCCCCUUCUUGUUCGAAAAUCUGGCAGUGCACAAUCCUGGCAAAUCCCUUGUGCACAUAAUGAAGAAAGACUAAAGGGCCAAAUUAUCCUAGUAAGGUCAUUUAAGGUAAUGACAUAUUAUAUUCAGCUCCUAUUGAAAUACAAGAAACUUGAUGUAUAAUAAAUCUUAUUACAAAGUGUGAGACAUCCAGCAAGAAAACAAUACGCAUGCAAUUGUAACACAGUUGUUGCACACAUAACAUCUUUUUGGAUAUUGAAUUAUUUCUAAUUCUUAGAAUUUAGAACUAAGGCUUGGAGUCUGAGUAGACACUGAAAUUGACGGGGCUUUGAUUGAUUUCACUGUAUCUAUCCUAAGUCUUGAUCCAUCUAACCUUAUGUGUUGAACAAAAUAUAUGUGGAUGCAGCCUAAAAUUGUUAAUGGGUUGUUUUAAAGACAUCAACCAUUAUUUGUUAUAUCACAUACUUCCUCAGUUGUGAAUUUAGACUUCAUUUGAAGAAGAUGUCUUAUGCAAUCCUUUUGUCUUUCACAUUUGGAACAAAUUGCAAUAGUCAGUUGAUACGUUUAGAAGCUUUUAACAUUUGUCAGGUGGUUUUUUUUUAAUGCAAACCUAAAUAACGUUGCAAAAUUUGCUGGUAAUCUGAAAUAUAAUCUGAAAUUGGAAUAUAAAUCUUGCAAGUGUGGAUCUUGUAAAUAUAAAUCUUGCAGCCCUGUUGUUAGACUUUUUUAUUCAGUGUUGUAAAAUAGAACAGGGGUAGCCAAUAUGUUGUUGGACUACAACUCCUGUCAUCCCUCCUAUUGGUUUUGCUGAUUGAGGCUUAUGGGAGUCCAACAAUGUCUUGAGGGUGCCUCAUUCUAAUGUUAAGUACCAUCUGCAUUGGGCUGUAAUGCCAAAUUAUGUUUUAGUGUUAUGUGCGCAAGUGUUAGGCUUACCAGCUGUCCCAUUCCCUUUCACCUUCUGUCAUGGCUGUGAGAAGGCAAUCAGAAGUUUUCAUUUCUGUCCACAGUUUAGCAUGUACAAUAUAGCUAAACCCAGGCGACCUGUGAGUAGUAUUAACUGGUUUACAGAAACAACUUCAAUCAGGGGUUUAUGAAGCUAGCUUGUUUCAAUAAACCAUAGGCAAGAUUCACCACUAUAGCUUCUAGUAUCUUUCACAGCUAUGCCAGAAUAGAGGAAGCAGGCAGUACAUGAGCCCCAACACUGGUUCAUGUUACGCUAAGUUACAUUUUAGUACAUUCAAAUGCAGCAACUUUUUAGAAGACGGUCUUACUAUUAAGUUCAUUUUAUGCAUUGAAUGGGGUGCAACAAAACUCUGCAGUUCUUAAUUCAUGAACAAGCUUCCAUGUGCUUCCACUCCGCAUUCCACCCCUUGCAAACAUUCCAUGGUCACGGAGCAUGCUCAGUUCUCAUUGGGCUGCACUUUUAGUAUUUUUUAUUUUAUUUGUGCAGACCUUGAGCUCCCCAGACUUACUGAUACCUCCCUCUUGUGUGUAGAUAGUGCCCUUUUUUGCUACGAAAGGACUGGCACUUAGAGAAUGGGUUCAUUAUUAGUAUACAGUGUAAGGCUUUCUGUCAGGAAACAAUUGAAGAGAAUACCAUUGUUUAAUAUUCUGACUGCCAGCAUUUCAUGCACCGCUACCCAUCCCAGGUACAGAUGAGGAAAAGGUCAAAUGCUAGCCCUCUUCAUGUUACACAAGCAGAUAACGAAGACAUGACUCUCAGGAAUUUGCAGCCGCGGAUUUAAUGAGGGCAGUGGUGUCAAACCAUUCAUUGAAAAUGUGAGGAGAAUGAGGCUUUCGGCAGCUGGUGUGCAGGAGAGCUACAAUUGUCUGUAUUGAUAACCUGAAUGUUGUUAUGGCAAGUUGCACUAGGCAUGGAUAAGGAAUCCUCGAGUGCUGCUGGCUGUAAAUUAAAGUGCCAACCUUGUCACAGCUUAUUAACAGGUUACCUUCAAUCAAGUUUAAAGGAGCAAGCCUGCUCUUAAAUGGCUAUUAUUUGAAAGGGACACAUUUAGUGGAAUUUCACCCCCACUACCACCGUCCAUUACUUUAAAAAAAUCUUGAUUGUGUACAGGCAUUCAUUAAAUAAUGAUAAUAAAAUAGUAAAGUUGUCACAUGAGAAACAUAUAGUAUAGUAAAGUAUACAUGAGAAACAAUUUUAGUAAGCACUGAAAAAACAUCAGUGUUGGCACUCAGAGAGGAGUUGGUUCUGUAAGAUGGGUGCCACCAUAGAAAAGGUCCUCCCCCUGAUUUCUGCUAACCAGAGAUAAUUGGGACCAAAACUAUAUAGUGGUUUACUGGUAAGGACAAGCACUUUGAACUGGGACAGGAAACAAAUAAGUUCCAAAGCAGGUGAUAACAUGUAUGAAAAUAUGAGAUCACCAAACCAUGGAUAACACUGGAAAGGUCUCUCCCAGCAACAGGGGCUGCCAGUGAAUCAGUCAAAACUGAUAACAGACAGUCAUGCUGCAGCCACAAGCAGGGAAUCCAAGAGCAUGCCCCCAUAUGACCUCUGUCAGUUCUUUCAUGGGUAACAUUAAAUACAAUACUCAGUCAUAAGGAAUUCAAUGGGAUAACUGCUCCAAGAUAGCUGGAAUCUGCCCUUAUGAGAAAAAUGUGAUAAUUACUAUGCUAACAAGCCUUCACCAGCUAGGAUGGGCAAAGGUCUAGAAUGCAAGUUAAGUCUCAACCCAUGCUGUGACUUUUCUGAAUCCUCUGGCAGAAUCAACUGAAACUCCUCUGAGCAAAUCUGACACAUAGGUGCUAAGGGGCUUUCCAGUAAAUUCCCUAUAAGAAAAGCGGAAAUAACUUAGCAAAGGAAGAAUGCUACUAAAUAUUUAACCACAUGCUAAAGGUUAAUCUGUUUCAAGAGGCUUGUUUGCCAGAGAAUUUUGGGAAGAAAUGUAGGUGGGGAAAGCAUUUCUAUUUUUGGAAUAUACGUUUGAUAUACCCUGCUCUAACAUGAGGCCGCAAGGGGUCUCCUUUUCAGCUUACUGAACAGAUCAACACCUGAAACAUCUUAACCAGGUGAUGCUCUUGGCCCACCUGCUGCAUUUAAUUUACAGUGCAGAUAUUUAAAUACUAAGGCUAUUUUAGUGUACAUGAAAUCUGGGAAUCUUUGGAACUGUCCAAUUUCUUGCUUGUGAAGCACAAUCACUUGCUCAGAAGUAAAUUCUACUUUGUUUAGUGGAGCUUACUUUGACGUAAAUAUGUUGCAGAACGUAGCCUAAGUGUGCUUUCUCCGCUAGUGGAAUUUAUGAACUAAGCCUAAUGAAGAAACCUUACCCCCCCUUUUUUUUUGUACAGCAUAAUUCUACACUUGAAUUUUCUGUGCAGGAGCUAUAAACUCAAGUGUAUCCAAGUCUGUUGUCUCCAUUUCUGGAAAACGGAAACUGAAUAUUAAGGUGUAACCCUCCUUCAAGAACACCCAAAUUGUAGGGGGGUUUUUUGCUUUGCAAGCGGCAAAGAUUAUUAAUAUGGGGAGCAACAACCACUGCCCAUUGGCCACCUCCCCUACAUUUAUACUUUAAAUUGAUCUCUGUUUUGUAGGGGAGUCUUGGAGACUCUUGUGCAAGAUUAAAUGGAGUGAAAAGUGGUGAUAGUCUUCUUUAGGAAGCAAAGAUAAACAAUACACUCACUUGUAUUGCAUAAUUUAGCUAGGUGUCCAACUGGAGCGCAGAAGGAAUCUGUUUCCUGAUUCCAGAGUUUUCAUCCAGUUUGGAUAGUGAGUGUUUUUGAUCCAAUUGUUUUGUGGCAACAGCUGUUCACCAGCUGCUGUCAGAGGUAAACGAGAUACCAGUUUAUUUUUAAACUUUAGUUUGCUAAAUGAAAAUUUCCUUCAGAAGCCUCACCUCAGCACCAAAAUAUCUUCUUAAAUUCCUAGAAUUGCUGGUGUACCAUGUGAAUUUUGACUGCUCUUCUGUAUGCUGAAAACCAACCCAAAAGUAAAAUGGAAGGUUAUGUUAGCUGGAAAGAAGCUGCUGCUGUUUUACAUGUUUAUAACAAAAAUGCAAAGAACAGGAAGGAGGAAGAAGUUUCAGUGUAGGAUAUGGGGGAAAUAGAAUGUUAGGAAAAGUCCCACCAUGAAACAAACUGGAGGAGGAAAACCAGGUACGCAGGUGAAAUUGGAUACUGAGAAAACCAUCCAACAGUGCUUCAGAAAUUUUAUGUACCCUUUAUAUAAGAAAACUGGGAAUUUUGUGGAAGAAGAAGAAGAAGAAGAAGAAGAAGAAGAAGAGGAGUUUGGAUUUGAUAUCCCUCCUUUCACUCCCCUUCAGGAGUCUCAAAGCGGCUAACAUUCUCCUUUCCCCUUCUCCCCCACAACAAACACUCUGUGAGGUGAGUGGGGCUGAGAGACUUCAGAGAAGUGUGACUGGCCCAAGGUCACCCAGCAGCUGCAUGCAGAGGAGCAGAGACGCGAACCCGGUUCCCCAGAUUAUGAAUCUACCGCUCUUAACCACUACACCACACUGGCUCUCUACUGGAUAGUAGGACAGGAUAUAUUGAUUAAAUAUUAUCUUUCCUAACUCAUGCUAAUGAGUCACACAUAUAUAGCAGAGUUCAUUCCCCGUUAUACACAGCAAGAAGCUAGUUGCAGAUUCGUUUGAAUCACUUUAGUUAAGCAAUCCAAUCUGGCAUUCCCAGAUUGAUGUGUAUUCCUGGUAAGACCCCUUUGAUUCCCUCCUAAAAGAAUAAAGACACAAGAGUCUUCCUUAAAAGUAAUAAGUUUACUUGCAUUCAGUUCAGAGUAUGAUCCCUGAAGGCAGGCUUUAGCUUGUAGUUACAGAUAAGAGUGUGGCUUAAACAUAUUUUAUGAGGAUGGGCCCAUGUGCUGCUGGCUGGGAGCCAGCAGUGCAGUCCAAGAGAAGAAAUGGCAUCAAAAGAGAGAAAUGGUUGCGUGACUGGACCUUUUGUGGGAUCUGCAAGGGUCAUGCCCACCUACUGGUCACCUGCAGGGGGAGGCUCUCCAGAGUAGGUGUAACAGGAAGUUCAACUGGCUGGAUCAACAUCCCCUGUCUAUGUCCUCUCUAGGCAAACAAGGAAUGUUGUACUUGACUGCUCCAGUGGAUUACAUCCACAAAACUAGUGGAAAUUACCCAAUAUUGCUCAUGAGAAUUCUAAGAAACCAAAACUGAGGUUCAUAAAUGGAUAAUGUAAUGUGUUAAUUUAUAGGUCUAUGCAUGCCUUCCCCCAACCCAACUUGGGGAAGACUCAACCAGAAUCUUGCCCCAAAUAAUAAUGUUUAAUUAUGGCUUUUGAAAACCUCUAUUAUUGGGAGGGUGAAGGGGGAAGGAAAUGAUGGUCCUGGGUUAGGUGUCCUCUUCCUGCCCUGGGACACUUUAAAAAAAUCUUUUGGGGGCUUGCUUCCACAGUGUGUUCCCUGUGUACAACAUGCUGGUUAAACAGUUUACUGCAGCCAGCAGGAAUGCAUCCUUCCUGCACCAGCUGGUGAGCGGAGGCUUCAAUCUUGCUCAAUUUCAGUGGUCUUCUUUAGCUAUAGUGUCUUAGAUUUUGCUGCUGUUUUUAUUUCAAUUGGUUGUGAAUUUUGCUGUUCUUUCACUUUGAACACCAGUGUAAUGUAAAUCAUUAAUUUUGUGUAAACCAAAAGAAGUAUUUGCUGGCAAAUGUAAAUGUACCUUCGAAUCUAAUGCACACCUUAAUUUUCACAAUAUAAUUUGGCCAAAAAAGGUGAGCAUUAGAUUCAAGUAAAUACGGUAUGUAUAAUGGGGAUGCAGGACUUGAAAGAAGGCUGACUGAAUUGUACAUAACCCAUUACAUUAACCACUUUUACAGAAUUGGAACUUAAUUAAUGGCUGUCGUAUAGUGGUGGAAUGCUAGAGAAAUAACAUUAGAUAUUUUGAAAGUCAGUAAGAGUGCAAUCCUGUACAUCUCUACUCAGAAGUAAUCCCACUGGCUGAUAUCCAGCACUGUGUUAGUGAAAAAUGAUUUUCAGACAAAGAAUCUUUCUCUUGCCUCCUCACCCUGGAAGUCCCAGAACCACCCAAAGAUGGGGAGGAAAAAGAGAACUGAGGUCUUCAUGAGAGGGAAAGGUUAAUUGUUUGAGCUUGCAUCCGCUCACACAUCAUUGAGUAUCACCCAUUGAAUUCAAUGACAUUUACAUCCAGGUGAGUAGGUAUAGGUUGCAGCUGCAAAUUAUAAUUGAGAAGUCUGUUGUGCUGUUUGAGCCUGUGUUGGAAAGUAUAUUCUAUUCAGUGGUAUCUAGAACUGCAAGUCUGUUGCCUGCAUAAACUAAUACGGAUUGAAUCCAAUGUAGCAUCAUUAGCACAAGAAUUUACCACUAAUGGAACAAGGUGCAUUGGAUGCCAUUGUCAGUUUAUUAUUUCAGCCAGUUUUUGGAAAUCAAGAAAUAAUUUAACAACUUUUUACACCUUAAUUGUAGAAAAUUAAAUGAACGAAUGAAUCAUGAAAAAUUUGUAUUAAACUAGCAAAGAUCUAGUACUGUAUACUUGCAUGAUGUGUGACGUUAUAGGGAUAUUUAAACAGCAACAACAUUAUUUUUCACUUAAUGUUUACUUUUAUAAGCUUUAGUUGACCCAUUCUUCUUUAUUCCUUCAGGGUAAUUUAAUUUUCAGAACCUUUGGUUUUUUAAGUAGUGUUAGGAAUUCCUAAACGUAUAUGUCAAUAAGUAUUUAGACACUCAGGAUUUCAGGCAGCAAAGGCAACGAUCAUAAAGGUAAUGAUCACAAACAGUGAGCAUAUUGAUAACAAAACUGAACGCACUGUGGGUAUAAUAGGGGACAGGGGCUACGUUGCAAGACACGACAUCUAUUACCACCCUUUGUAUUCUUUUAGCCUUUUGUUAGUGGUUUGUAGCAUGACUAGAUUUCUGGGUCAUUGGGCAUUUUUCUCCUCCCUCCCAAUUUUAGAAGAAGCUUCUUUAGUGGAAUGUUGAGAAUGAAGCCAUGCUUUUCUUUUCUUUUCGUUUCUUAUUGUACCAAUCAUUAACUCUUGCUGGGAGAACAUUGUGCUUGUAAACAACUGCUUCACUACAGGAAGAAAAGGUUGGAGGCGGGGCAGCAGGGGAAGAAUGAAUAAAUACUCACUUGUUCCAAAUGCCUUAUAUAGUAUUGAUGCCUGGAUUUUGGCAAAUUGAUAUCUUGUCUUCAGAACCUCUGCUCAUCCAGUCUAGUAGUUAGCUGCCAGGUAAUGUUCUGUUUCCUCUCUUGGAACUUCAAAAUGAAAACAUUAUUAUGGCAAUUUCAGUUUCUGCAAAAAUGGAGGAGGGACAUAGCAGUGAUAUAGCUUAUUUCCACCAUUAAAUUGGUCCACACAACGAUGUGUUCACCAUACCAAGAUUAGUUCAAUAAAUGAAAACCUUACAAUAGAAGGAUGUGUGCAGUCUUGAAAGGGUAUCAGUUUUACUUAUACCGUAAUUCUAGGCCCAGAAAGUGUUGAAUUGAGCUAUUGGGAAAAAUUAAUCGAAGGAAUAAUAAGCCAGAUGUUGUUAACUGUCUACAGGCUCACCACCCCCAUCCUUCUCCCUCAUGUCUAAACACUGCCAAAUGGUGGUUCAUCUUCAAAUCAUAGGGCAGAUCCAUACCAUGCAUUUAAAACACAUUCAAUUCUCAUUUAAAGCUCAUAACCUCCCCCAAAGAAUCCUGGGAGCUGUAGUUUAUUAAAGGUGUUGGGAACUGUAGUUCUGUGGGGGGGGGGGAAUCACACUUAACAGGAUUCUUUGGGGCAAAUUACGUGUGUAUUUGAUGUGUUUUAAAUAUAUGGUAUGGAUCUGCCCAGAGCUUAUGAAGCUGACUUGUUUUUAACUAGCCGUAAUUAAGGUUCUCCACAGUUUAGGGUUUGGAUGACAAGCUAAACUCUGCCCAAUUUAAAAUGGAAUCAGAAGCUUCUGAUGUCCUCCUCAUGGCCACACUGGAGGGGCCCACACAACAUUGUGGGGCCCACACUAUGAACCUGUGUGUGUGUUAGACUUGCUCUCUCAACCUUUUAAAGCAGAGGUUGCCAACAUGGUACUUUCCAGAUGUUUUGGACUGCACCACCCACCAGCCCUAGCCAGUAUGUCUGACAGUCAGAGAUAAAGGGUGUUAUAGUCUGAAAUAACCAGAAGGUGAUAUGUUGACUACCCGUGUGCUAAUCCAUGUUUAGCAUUAUAUCAGAACAUACCCUAAAUCAAGAACAUGCAAGUUUAUCAUAUGCCAAUGCCGUUCACUUAAUGUCCCUAUAAAUUGCAGUCUACUAUUUAUGAAAGCUGCAGUCAAAAAAGAGAGAAGGCAGUGCAAUUGCCCCAAUCAUCUUAAGAUCAUUUUCCAGACUAUCAGAAAAGUUUGUUUUAAUUUACUGCUUUUUCCAAAAUAAAAAUGCAUUUAAAAGGUCUAUAAAAUUUCUAAAUCACUUAAUAUCAACAUGCCAGAACUAUUUCUAAAUUAUUAUUUCUACAUUUGUACAGACUAGAUUGGAAAUACGAUUAUCCCAGAAUUAUGUCUAAUUUUAAAAUACAAUUGGACUUUGAGGAGAGGGAGAUAAGGAAGAAAACUCUUUAUACUGGGUUUACCAUAUUUAAAUGUUCACGCCUCCCUAAUAAAUAUUGUAACACUCCUAAUAUCAGCUGAUAAAAGUAUGAGCCUAGUUUGAGGUGAAUUUUUUAAAUCUAAAAUUGUUCUUACUUUUCAGUUGCUUUCUGUAGAAAUUUGACAUAGGAGAUUUUGAGAGAUCUAAAGUAUAUAACAAGAAAUGAAUUUAAAAGUAAUUGUUUGUGCUGAAGUGUUCAGCUUUUGUGUCUUCUAGCUGAAGGUGUUGCAAAGGUUAAUAGCUAGGCAGUCACAUCUAUUGCAGCAAAAAGCACUUCAGCUAAAUCAGUGUUAGCUUCCAUUUAAGGAAGAAUGUCUGCUACAACCAUUGGUAUUUACUAACUGUGCCUAUGAAAACAUUCCUUUUCACCCUCAGAUGCUCAUUCAGCUGUCUGUUGUCUAAGGGACAUUAUUACAGGCUUUACCAUGCAGUUGGAAAAAUUAAUUGCACAUUUUAAUACUGUGAACAGUAGCAUCUGACUUCCACCUCUGUAGAAUUUAGUUACUGCAAUGCUGCUGUUGUGAUGGUUCUAAAAACUUUUUGCAUAAACCACAAUUUUUUGCAGAUUGUGGGUGCUGCAAAUGCUUUAAAAACAAAAUAGUCUUCAUGUUAAAUCAGACUCAGCAGUUGAAUUCAUCCUGCCUUGUCUAGAAAUAGGUUAACCCCUUGAAAUUCCCACAACAGUCAAUGAUAGUUUGUUGGAUGGAGGAUAUUACUUUUGAAUGUGACCAAUGAGUUGGUUUUUCUUAGUUGUUUAAAGGUACAAUAGAUGCCAUCUUGCAAGCUGUAAAAAGACAUGUUUUAAACUGCUCUUGGAAAGAAACCAUAGCUCUCCCACUCCUUAUUUUACAAUCAUUCCUAAUAGCACUUUUGUUUUGGAUUUAGAUCAAACAUAAUUGUUCUUGCAUCAUUGCACCAGAAAAUCAAAUACAGUGGUGCCUCGCAAGACGAAAUUAAUUCGUUCCGCGAGUUUUGUCGUCUUGCGAUUUUUUUCGUCUUGCGAAGCAUGGUGUCGGGAAAGUUUUGGAAAAGCUUCAAAAAUCACCAAAGUCUUUAAAAACCUCAAAAAGGCUACCACACCGCGUUCUAUGAGUUGCUCCUCGAAGUCAAGUCACAACUGUAUUAACGGUGUUAAGAAAAAGGAAACAAACUUGCAAGACGUUUCCGUCUUGCGAAGCAAGCCCAUAGGGAAAAUUGUCUUGCGAAGCAACUCAAAAAACAAAAAACCCUUUCGUCUAGCGAGUUUUUUGUCUUGCGAGGCAUUCGUCUUGCGAGGUACCACUGUAGGUGAAAGUUAUUCCAUUUUCAAACAGUAUUCACAAAUACAAAAAAUGCAAUAAAACUCUUAUUCAUUAAAAAUGUGUGUCAUGUCUGUACAAGGUUAGAAAGAAGGAAGGAAGGAAAUAAAUAUUGAUCUAAACAUGUAAGAUUCCCUGUGGGCCAAACAUUUUCUAGCCUGUUAUGUUCCCUAUUCCUCCACUAAAAUGAGACAUCUCCCUACCCCCAAUUUUAAAUGUGUGUUCUGUGUACUACUUGAAGCAUGAGUCAAAGGUUAUUGUCAAAUUUCCCAAGAAUAUCUAACAUAGUAACUAAUUUUACAAAUUCUGAUGCUUUUUGUUUUUCGGUGGCAGCAUGGAGACUCAGGGUUGAGGUUGCCUUGAGUGAUGGCAGAUUCUCCUCUCCCAUUCUUACCACUUUCUGAAGUUUUAUACAGUAAGUCCCCCUGUAUUGAUCACCUUUUAAGCUAAUAGGCAAGCCUGUGUGAGUUCCAUGGUGCUCUCUCUGCCCAGGAAAAAGUGCAGUGCAGUUCACUACUUUAUUUCCUUCCAGAUGGUGGGAGUGGGCUUUUCAGGUGAAGAUGGAAUGGGGGGGGGGACUGAGCAGUGGAAAAGUGGUGAAAAGGGGAAGUUACAGGGGGAGAGCUAAGUAAGCAAAUGGGCAGCCAGCCAUUUAUUGCAAGGCUGUGUUGGUAUGUCGGAAGUAAAACAGCUGUGGAGGAAUGUAAGUAAUGUGAGGAAUGCUUGCAUUGGGAAAGUGGCUAAUUAUCCGUUGAAAGGUUGCAAGGUUUUUGAACAUCUUUCUCUCCCAAGUCACUUUGCAUAGCCAUUGUUCAGCUUGUUCGUUUAUAACCCAGUGGCAAAGCAUUUAAUAAGAUGGAAUAGAAAGGUCCCCAAAGACUAUACUGAUGAAACUGCUCAGGCUUGAAUAAGUCUACAGAAGGAAGUUCAGAGGACUAAAAUUCAUCAGAGAGGGGUUUUGUUAAACAAAGAAUCAAACAGGUCUCUGUAUUAAGGGUCAGGUGGAUCAGGCUCAAAAACUGCAAAUGCUAAUAGAGGUGGGUGGAUUUUUUGAAAGAAGUACCAUUCUAUCCCCUGGGGAGAUACUGAAAUUCAAAAUGGGUUGUAUAAUAGAUUGGAAUAUAUUUUUAUCAAUAAAAGACAUUCUGCUCUUGUAUUUUUACCUUCAGUUUAUCCCAAGGGAUAGGUGUAGUCAGUUUUGAAUGGCACUGGCAAUAUAUGGUUUCAAAGUCUGGUUGAGAAUUGUGUUCUUUGAGCCAUGUGUUUUAAUCAUUCUUGAUUUAGGCAUCUGCUUUUUUGUUGUUGCUGCUCUUGUUUCCACAACUUGAUGUUUAGAAGGAAGUAUAAUUACUGUAAUCUCAAGUGUUUAUUUCAGUGCUAAGGAAUUUACCGUAUUUUUCGCCCUAUAGGACGCACCGUCCCAUAAGGCGCACCUAGUUUUUUGGGGGGGAAAUAAAGGGGAAAAAAUUAUUUCCCCCCCAGGCGCGGGGCUGGGGCGGGGGAAGCCCGAGCUUCCCCCGACCCCAGCCCCCAAACAGGCAGCUCUCUGCAAGCCAUGGGAUCCCAGCGCUGGCUCCUGCUGCUUCCUGAGAGGUCCGCGAAGCCUGGACGCGCUGAGCUCAGCGCGCGCAGGCUUCAGCGUGCAGGCAACUCUCCGCAAAGCCUGGAGAGCGAGAGGGGUUGGUGCGCACCGACCCCUCUCGCUCUGCAGGCUUCAGCGAAAGCCUGCAAUCGCCCCAUAGGACGCACACACAUUUCCCCUUCAUUUUUGGAGGGGAAAAAGUGCGUCCUAUAGGGCGAAAAAUACGGUAAUCAAUUCUCUAUAUUAAGCUCAGAUGUGUAACUGUGUAAGUAUCCUUUUAAAUAAAUGGUUGUAUCAGAGUCAGCAUAUUUGGAAUUGUUGUUAAUAGGCUAUUGAAUUUAAAAAAUACAAAAUCACAGGAAGAUUAUUUGAGCAGUGUGUGUGUGCACGCACACAUACUCUCUUCUCUCUCUCUCUCUCUCUCUCUCACACACACACACACACACACACAUGCAUGCUUGUGUGUUUAUAUAAAUACCGGUAUAUAUGUAUCUCCACACACAUAAUAAACACACACAAACAUACCUUGCUGAUAGAGGAGCAAUGUAUAGAAGCUGAGAAAAUAGUGAAAAAAAUUCUAAGUGUAAUUUACCCCUUAAAUCUUGGAUACUCUGAAACAUUUAAAGAUGGUAAAACCCUGAAAUUCUAUUUGAUUAGUUCAGCCAUAAUAGAAAACUAUGGUUGUCCAGUAUGAGAACAAGGUGUGGCCAGCCUUGUGCUUCCACAUUUCCCCCUUCUACCUCUUAUUUCAUGUAGCACAGAAUAUCAACAUCCCUCCAGAUUUCCUUGAACUGCAACUUCUAUCAUCCCUGGGCAUUGGCUGUGUUGGGUGGGGCUGAUGGGAGCUGGAGUUCAACAACCUUUGGAGAACACAAUGUUAAUUACCAUUGGCUUAAGCUAUGCUGAAUACUGCUGAAUUGUCUCCAACCAUAGUUUAACAAAACAGUUCCCAAAGUUCAGGAAAUCAUGGGAAACUGGUUGGUAUAGAAGCAAAAGCUGCUCCUCACAGACGUGAGAAAAGGGGGCACUCACAAACUUGAAGCUGUUCUGCAGUGAGUGCUGACUUCAGCAGAGACAAACCAAGAUCACCCUGGACAGCUCCAUGCAGGGCUCAGGAGUUCAUGAGAACAAAACUCAGAUAUUGCUUCAGCAGCAGUCAUCCUCCAAAUGAGCUUUACAUGACUCAGUAGCUACCUCCACGUUUGCUGAGAGAAGCCUCUUAUUUAAAGGACCCCAGCUUGAUGUAUCAGUUAUUGACUGUGGCAGAGUAGAGGAGACUGUAGUUGUACUAGAACUUCUGAGUUGGAGUUGUCACAGGAGGGCCACACAAAAUUGUCAUGCUGGAUGGAUACUGGCACCAUGGGCUCUUCUGGACGAAGUUGGUUAGGUGCUUCUGGGACUGGCACUGAGGGCAAUUCCCUGUCCCACUCUGAAUCUGCAACCUCCUCUCCUGAUGAAAAAGAGCUUGGCACCAGGGGCAUAACCAGGUUUCUCAUUAUAUCUGCAUUGUGCCCAUGUGACUCAAAGCAUCUGAUAUGGAAUGCAGGGGCUUUCAUGAGGUCUGUUUUGUAAAAUGAGUUACUGGUGCUAAUAGUAAUGGGCCACAGCUCUCCUGAACAAAGCAUCUAUGCUAGAAUGUGCACAGGGCUGACUGAGCAUAAUUAUCUCGACUGCUUCAUUUUCUGCGUCUCACCAAGCAACAGAACAGUUUUCCUAGAGGUUUCUCAAUAUGCAAGUGGCUCAGAGGAUCUAACAUGGAUGGCACUUCUUAGUUUUCCAGUAGCUACUUUAGGAUGCUGCCUCCAUGAUGCUUCUCUUUAGUGAUAUAGCCUUGGGGAGCAACAUGUGUGUGGCAUGGUGUUUCCCACCAACCCAUCCUUUUUAGGUCUCUAGGUUCCAGGGAUGCUUGAUAGCUGAAGUCAUCGGUGACCAGAAUGUCAUCAGUUCUCAGAAACAGAUUUAAGUGUCAUUGCCAUUUUUGUGACCAUGGUGUUGGUGUACAAGGAACAAUAAUUGUCGUGUAGAAUCUGUGGGGAUGGCCCUUGAUCUUAGAACAGCUUUGUUAUCACAGGCUAGAACAUGAGAACUCAUACCAAUGCAGGCAGCUUGUUAAUCAUUCUGUAACUGUGAGAUGUGGUUUAGCAAACAGUCAUUGAAGGCACCUGACUGCUUGUGUGUUAUUUAAAAACACUGUCACAAAGAAAUGUGUGGACAGAGGUCAUUGGAAACAUUUGGGUUGGGGCAGAAGCAGCCACAAAGGUGUGGUCUGCUCAUAUAGUCUGCUCAAACUGCUUCUGUUUACCAUGGAUGAUCUCUCUCGGUGAGAUUUUUUGGGAUGUCUUUUAAAAAUUAACUUAUUUUAAAAACUAACUUCCUUUUCCUACAUUCACAUUCUCCGACACACUCAGGUGAGUGGUAACCAGCAAGUACAUAUAAGUGAGUUUCUUUGCCGAAAGAAGGUGUGUUCUAUGGUUUGGCACAAUUUGGUAUGGCUGCUGCUCUGCCUUUAUCAAUAUUUCUUCUUCCCCUGACUCCUGUGUCCUUAUUUUUUAAAACACCUUGAUUCCUCUGAAGGCCAAGUUUGUUCAGUGUGACCCCAAAUCAUAGACCUCUUGCAUUUCUCAGGCUUUUGCCUUCUGUUUUCUGCCAACAUAGCUUUAUCUUCAGGUGGCUUCACAAUCUGAACACUUCUUGCCUAUGAAGCUUUUCGGAGGUUUUAUUCUGUGAUUAUUUAAAAUGAUAUGUUAAUAAUCAGUUUUAAGGUCUAGUCUCAAUGUUUUCAUUUUCCCAGUGCAUUAACAUACAUUCCUUGCAUUAAUCUUUGCUUACUUCAGAAGUCUAAUGUGUGGUUAGUGGUUCUUGUGAAGAAAUCUGGCUUUUAAAGACCAGGAGACUAUUUCUAAAUUUUGAACUGCAUUCCUAAUUCUGGAAAGUCUCUUUGUUCAUCAAGCUUCUGUGACAGCACAGAAAUCCAGACAAUACCUAGAGAAAAUAAUAGGUUUGCAGCAAUCCAAAGGUUAUGUGUUUUUCUUUCAAGUUACCUUGAGCUAGUUUUGGAAAAUUUGGAAAACAUGCAUACGUUAUACUUUUCACUUUCUUAAACUACUCUGAAAUUUUGCAACUGUGUAUGAUUAGCACCAACACCAGAGUUCUACAGACAGCAGUGCAAUAUCGCAGAUAAGUCACUUGCAACAUAAUGGUGUUUUGUGUUUUAGCAUCAUAAACCACUCUGAUAUUUUAUGAUAUGGUGGUAUAGAAAUAUUUUAAUAAAUAAAUGAACUACUGUUUGUUUUAAAGAAGGUUAUGCAGCAUACCCGUUGAUUUUCCUUAUUUAAAGCCAUAAAAUCUACAGAAUCCAGAUGCUUAUUUAAAAAGAAAAACCUCUCUUCAUCUCACUUGAGUUUAUAUAAUGUAAAUUGAAGUUAGAUGGGACGUCCUUUCUAAAUCUUCAGAUUGUACACAAAGUUGUCUGACUAAUAUAAAGGGACAAAAAACAAAGUUGCUUCUCAUUUUCCAUGUCUGUCGCCACUUGCUCCAUCAACAUACUUUAUUGCAAUUUUAAGAUCUGUAUAUUCAUUUUCAUAAUCAAAGCCAGCUUUCCAUAGUCAAAGGAGGCACUUACUCUGGGUGAAGGCUGUUGAGUCAGACCUUGCUAAGAAGCUUUCUGACUUUUUAGAAAUAUAUUUGCUGAAAAAUACAUUUGGGGAAGAAAAAUGGCCACAGGGUGAAAAAUCUCCCUUACAACUAUGACCUGCCAGGACUAGUGAUGGCUUCAUUUGGCUUCAGAUGUGCCCUGAAGCACUUCUGAAUUUUAAGUGUAGUCUGACCAUUUUCUCAUCUGGCCCAGGAUUUUCUAGCCCUGCUACCAGAAGAUGCUAGUAAUUGAGCCUAGAGCCCGUUAUGCAUGCUAAGCCAUUGGUACUCUGGGAAUGGAAGCAAUCCAAAAGCCUUAGAAUGAUGGAAAGAACUUUGGCAUAUGGGGUGGGAGGAAGGAGUGUUCCUAGAAAUGAGAUGAGUAAACUGGAAAAUAGUAUGAAGGACCUGAGUCCAGGUUGAGUUAGGGAAGGGUAGCACCUCUGACGGGUGGUAGUUGUGGACGUAUUUGCUUUGGCUUGGAAGGUUUCAAGUGAAAUUACUUGCUAGAUCAGGGGUAGGCAACCUAAGGCUCAUGGGCCACAAGUGGCCCACGGGGGUCUUUUAACUGGUCCACAAGCCGCCCCCAAACAAAGCCACCUGCUCAGCAAAUCCCUGCCCGCUGCGCUAAACCAGCACGGUGCGAGGACUCUCUUCCAUGGCGCCGAAAAUCGCAUCUGCACAUGCACAGACACCGAAAAUCAUGUCUGCACAGAAGCCGGAAAUCGUAGGCGCGUGUGUGAGCGGGCGCACACAAUCUGGCCCACGGAGGAAUCUCCACUGGAGUGAACCGGCCCAGGCAAGGUAAACCUUGCUGACCCCUGUGCUAGAUUGUGAGCAAGUGGAGUGAAUGUGCAAGGUUGCAGUUUAAAGGGAAUGAGAGUGGAGAAGGGUGUUGCAGUUCUGCUUUUUGUUCCUUCAAAAAUGUCUUGGUGCCUGCACUCUUUCUGCUCCCUGCCAGUCAUUCUCUUCUCUCCAUUUAUCUGGGAGAGGGAACACAGUUGCUCCUUUGCCAACCCACACUUCCUUCCAGUUGUGCCUCAUUCUUUAUGUUGUGGGAGGAAGAGUUGUUUACAGGCAGAUUGUGAGGCAAUCAGCAGGGAAAUUAUUUCUCCACUCCUGUGUUGAGGUUUGUAUAGCUCUGUUGAGAUUGCUCUCCCCAUUCACCUCUUUUCCUACAGCUGCUGGGGAAAGCAGACAUGCUUUUGUAUCCAAUGAACUUGUUCCAUUAGCCCAAAGACUUCCAUGUGUGCAAAGGGAGUUUCUCUACCUCUCCUCUCCCCACAUACCCCAUCAACUCUGCUGCAGAAGGUUGGGGGGAAACCCAAAAUAGAUUUGGGAGGGGCACAGUGAGAGGAGUUGGAGAGGAAGUCACAUUGUGCAAGUGUAAGUCCUUGUCCUAAUGGGAUGACAUUGAUGGAUACAUCCCACUGUGUGCGAGAGAGAUAAUAAGCAUUAAAAUAAUCCUAUUGUUUAUCUCCACUUACGAAAGUGUACUAUUAUGAGUCAGUCCUGCAAGUGACUCAAACAUGUGGAUACAGUACUGUUGUCUGGUUGUAUCUGGCAGUAACUUUUUCACAGUGAGGAAGGCGCUUGCCUUACCAAAUGAUUCUUCUCUUUCUUUCCUCCAGCCUCCUGACAAUUAUAGAAUUUGCCCAAUGAUAAUUUACUUUGCUUUUUCUUUGUAAUUUACUUUUUUAUCUUAAGUAGCACUAGUGGUGUUCUGCAUCUUGAAGCACAUCAUGAGAAGUUUUGUUUACCAGAGGGAAGGUUAGCCUCCGACCAUUUGAAGGCUAGAUUUGGACCACAAGCCACUAUCAUUUCUUCACACAAAUCUUCACACCCCUGCCAAAAUUUCAGUAUGAAGGCUAAAUUAUCUAUCUGAGCUUUCAGCUGUCCCUCUGAAUUUUCCAUCUGUUUUGCUUCAUUUUAUACUUGCAGACUUAAAAGAAAUGCUGAUGAAAAAUAUGAGAGUUCUAAUAGCAAAGUUCUAUGGCCUCCUCGCUUGAACAAUUGCUUUUUGUUUUAUAACUUGUAUCCUUUGAAGAACAUAUGAAGCUGCCUCAUGUAGAGUCUUUAUUAUUAUUCUGUCUAGCCAGAUGUAAUAUAGCCCACUGCAUCUGACACUUAACCCAGGAGUGGGUACCUUGUGGUCUUCCAUAUGUUGUUGAGCUGCAGCUCCCAUCACCCCAGACCAGUAGCCAUGGUUGACUGGAGGAAAUGGGACUUGGAGUCCAACAACAUCUGGAAAGGGUCAAAGGUUUCCUAUUCCUCUCUGAUUUAACUUAACGAAGAAGAACAUAAGAAGAGCCUGCAAUGGCCUAUCUAGUCCAGCAUCCUGUUCUCACAGUGGCCAUCAGAUACCUGUGGGAAACCCAUAAGCAGGAUUUGCGCACAAGAGCACUCUACCCUCCUGUAGCUUCCAGCAACUGGUAUUUAGAAACAUCACUUCCUCCAACUGUGGAAGCAGAGCAUAAGCAUUGAGGCUAGUAGCCUUUGAUCUUGACCAAUAAAUUCAUGCUUUGUAUAUACUACUUUGAAUGGUCAUGCAGCAGCAACAACAACCACCAAACCGUAACCACUAAUGUGUUUUGUUUGUAGAGCUUGGACGAAUAUGAUGAUGAUGAAGCAGGACAAAAGGAGCGUAAAAGGGAAGAUGCAAUCACACAACAGAACACAGCGCAGAAUGAAUCAGCCAGUGCAGACCCAAGUGCCUCAUACAUAUUACAGGUGAGGAGUUUCAACACUGUUUUCUUUGAACUUCAAGAGAUUCAGCACACCACUACUUCUGCCUCUGUAAGAGUUGGGUAAAUGUGUUUGCCAAACUUGGUACCUCAGCUUUGUGAAAUAAGUAACUUCCAGUACCUAACUUUAUUUUAAUGUUCAGUUUAAUGCUUAUUGGGAACACACACUGGUUCUUCUGACUAAACAUCUAUACCAAGCGUCAGCAAUGUAGAUCUGUCCACAGGGGCCUUCCCUGGUACCCACAAGGUCUGCUCUGCCACCCCCCACUGAAAUUAGGCUUGAAUGCAGCCAGUAGUAUAGGUUGUGGUGUUCACUUAGUUUCAGUGUGGGUUUGUGGUGCCCACAAGAGGCCCCCAAAGGUUAAAAACCCUCAUCUAUAUGAUAGGCAUUGUCACCAUUACAUUGUUUGACUGUCAGACCAAUAAGGAUAUGUAUUAUUACAAUUGGAAGUUUUAAUUGGCAAGGGCAAGUAUUCAAUACAUCAGUCCUAAUGCUAACUGGCAAGGGCAAAUUUUAAAAGACGGGGCUGAAAGUUAAGUGGUUGUUUUGUUUCUUGAGGCUCUAGCGUGUCUGCUGUAAUAUGCAGUGAUAUGGUCUUUCUUUCAACACAAGGAAGGUGAAAAUGUUUCCUUAAAACAGAAUUGAUCUCAUACUUCUUUCAGCAUCCCAGUUAACAAAUUGUUUCUUGGUCAUGGAUACUUAAGUUGAGAUUUCUGCAUUGCAGGGGGUUGGACUAGAUGACCCUUGAGGUCCCUUCCAACUCUACAAUUCUAGGAUUCCAGUGACAUUUAUGGAAAGAAAAUGUACUGUCCUCUGCAGCCACGUGCAACCCUGCUGCACAAUGAACAAUGUUGGAUAGGCUGCUGGGGAGAAUGGCUUGAAAUUAGGUGGAGGCUCACCUGAUUUUGGUCAGUUCCACCACGUCGCAUAUUGUUUAGGAGGACCCCUCAACUAUCCAGAGGCUUUUCAGUGGCUAUGGAUAACUGCAAGGGAAAGGAAGAGUCAGGAAAUUUUCCAUGCAAUUUUUCCAUUCAUUUAUCUGCACAAAAGUAGAUUUAGUUUAUUAAGCAAUAUGCAGAAUAGUUCUGCAUUUUUUAAAUAGUUAAUUUGUCUCAGCCUUUCAAAAUACAUACCAUAAAGCAUUUUCAUUUGGAUACUUGAAAUUGCAUUGUGUUCUACUCUUGCAAUUCUUUCAAUGUUUUUAGUGCUUUUUGAAAAAAGAAUUGAUUAGACUUUCAGAUGUCAUACAUCUAUAGCCAUUUUCCAUUUGGGGCUCUCUUGUUGACAUUAGCAUAAUGGCAUUUUAAAAACAGGCGUAUGGUUGUGCUUACUGCAUUCCUAAAUCAUUUCCUGUGGGUGGUAGCUCUGCCAGCCAGUAGCACCACAAUGAAACACAGAAGGGGGGUGCAGCAGUGAUGUUUGUGUCUUUGCAGUUGUGCAUUUCUGUCACUAUCAUAGUUGCUGUAGUAGUUUCUGGACACCUCCUUUAUUCAGGGAGUCAGUUUGAAUACUGGAAUGAACCUUACUCAUUAGCACUGACUUUCAAAUAAUAUUUCAGUCUGAAAAUUAUUUUUUAAAAACAGGCUAUAAAUUAAGGGCUGAAACAACAAAACCCUGGUAUGGUGGCAUGUUGACUCCCUCCUAUCCACAAUGAAUCAUUAACAUAAAUGUUCAUCUUUGGGAGGACUUUUAUGUAUUUGGAGUUUGCAAAAGAUUCUAUAUGCUGUCUUCAAGAUCUGGAAAGCAGCAGGCAGGUUAGAGAACUACCACUUUGAAGUCUGCUGUCAAUUUCAGAAUGGUCUGUAGACAAAUAGUUGAAGAGGUGGCAGCGUUUUUUGUGAAACACACCCUUGCAGUGUCUUUAGCUUUUAAAUUAAUUUAUUCCUAUUUGUGCUCUGCUACAUGGCUCCAUAGAGCCCUCAGGGUGACUUACAAGUAAAGCAAAACAAGCAAACAGGCCUACAGUGAUGAAACAGGAAAAAACCAACCGAGCUAACCAACUAUACAAUAAAUGAAACAGCCUAAAAGCAGCACUAAAAUAUUUCUUUUUUCCAUCCCUGCUCUUCUGUGUCUGGUAGAUAAUUAAUAAUAAACAUCAAGUCAUGUUCCCAAAAAGUUAAUUUUUUUUAAUAAAUAUAAAAUGGAGCUGGCUUGCCCCUGAACAGCUGAGACAAUAAACUAGUAUUUUUCUUUUGAUAAAGGAUGGCAAACAGAUCCUGGAGCACCUCCAUUGUCACCAGCCUAAUUUUGGUCUUGCUUCCAGAAAUAAGUAAUUUUCAUUUCAGAGUUGUCAUUUCGCCUGUAGAUUAAAAUGACUUCAUCUUUUCAGCACUAAUCCCUUUUAGACAAUUGUUAAAGUUUGGGUAAGACUGCUGCAAGAAUCUUUAAUGAGCUUACAAGGAAAGACCUCUUGAGCAAUUUAAAGGUGUUCUUGCUCCACUGUCAGAGGCAGAAUGCCUCUGAGUAACAGUUGUUGGGAAUCACAAGUAAGGAGACGUCCUGCUUGCUGGUGUCUCCUAGACAUCUGGUUGGCCACUGUGAAUAGGAUAUUGGGCUAGAUCAGGCAUAGGCAAACUCAGCCCUCCAGGUGUUUUGGAACUACAAUUCCCAUCAUCCCUGACCGCUGGUCCUGUUAACUAGGGAUCAUGGGAGUUGUAGUCCAGAAACAGCUGGAGCGCCAAGUUUGCCUAUGCCUGGGCUAGAUUGACUUUUGGCCUUGUGAAACAGGACUUCCCCUCUGUUCUUGUGUUCUUAUUAUGGUCCCUCUAGCUCAGUAUUUCCUAUAGUGACUGAUAAGUGGGGGAGCCCCUGUUGAUGGUGCAGGGUGAAUCUUGAUAGGGCAUUCUCAGUUGUAGUUCCCUGUUUGUGGAAUGCCCUCCCUGGUGAGGUGUGUCUGUCUCCCUAAGCACUAACUUUUCAGGACAAAAAGCUUGAAAACGUUCCUGUUUACCCAUACAUUUGAUGGCUGAAAGAUACUGACUGGAAUCCAGUGUCACAUUGCAGUUUGACAGACAGGAUGACCCUGCCUCUCCUCCCCCAUGUCCUGUUCUGGAGGUUCUCUCCCCCAAGGCCAUUUCAGGGGGCACCUGCGGGUGUGGGGGAAGGAAAGGGCGGUGAAAGCAAGUGCAUAGGGCUUGCACUGACGGGAUUCAUUAGGUGAAUCCUGCCCAGUGUUUCUGCUAUACUUGAAUGAUUUCUGACUGUUUCUAAAUGCUUCCAGGGGCUUGUAAUUGUUUAUAAGUGUUUUAAAUCUGUUUCUAUUUUUGCUUUUGUUUUUACUGUUUUACUAUUUUGGUGUUUACAACCCUGGGUUUCUUUGGGAGGGAUAGAAAUUUAUAGAAUAAUAACAGACCUUCUCAAAAGGAAAAUGUUCCAGAAUUCAAUCUGUCCUGUCCACUUAACUUUCAGUUUAGUCCCAUUGCUCCACCUUCAGAAUUCUGUUGAAAUAAUAAUAAAAAGAUUAAAUUUUAUCCUAAAUCUUCAUUUAAAAUCCAAGUGAGUGAGUGACCAAGCAAAAGAAUGAGCUGCUGUAUGUUGCCAGUAAUAAAACAUUCAAGAGAAAUACUAUUUAUUCCAGCAAUGUGAAAGGCAAUAUGUAUAACUAUGUCAUAUCUCUAAGCCUCUGGUGACUAUUUAAUUGUGUGGGAAUACAGAGGUUUGAUGUAUUAGUAUGAGUUCCUGUUAGUAAACAGCACUGAAAGCCUUCCUGACACUAGUUUCCCUAGAGCUUUGUAGUGGCAUGCUAAUUGCCAAAAGUUCCUUCCAAACUAGCUGCAGCAAAUUACAAAAGAGGGGGAAGUUUUCCAUGCUUUUAUGUGUAGGCUUUUUUUUUUUGUUAUAACUAGUCAAAAAGACCCCACGAGUAAAGGAUGUUUGGGGGAAUGUUGCAAGCAUGAAAUGCGUGUGUGAUUAACCAACAGAAAUCUUACAUUGUAUCUUAGCUAUAGUGGUUAACAAUUGGGUGCACUGCAUGAUCUCGUGCUGUGGAGUUAGUGGGACCUAAAUUGGGUGGGCAUGGUGGUCUGUGUUAUUGAAUAGAUGUCUCCCCCCCAAAAAAAAUGGUUUUGCAAUUUGUGAAAUGAGAACAGACCUAAGACUUCUAUUCUUCUUUUAGGGCCAAAGUCAUGGUCCUGUUUGAGUCGGCUGAAAUGCAUUCUGCCAUUACAAUGAGAAUUAUACAUUAAUUCUAGUCUUCACCACAAUGUCUUUUUUCUAGUCCCUAAUUCUGUGUGCUCUCCUUUUCUCUGGUGGUGAACAUGCUAGUUCUGUGAAGGUUGCUACUAAAAUAUCCUCCUCUCCCCCCCCCCCCACUGCCACGAGCUGCUUACAGAUCUUUUAAAAGUGCUUUUUAGUGUUUAACUAUAAUUUUGUUCUUUUACCUUUUAUGCAUUUAUUCUCACUCCCACCCCCACACGUUUGUAGUGUUCAUAACCUUCCUUUUUUCAGUUCAAAAGAAAGGUGGGAUAUAAAUUAUAAAAGAUAUACCAACUUAACUCACUGCUGGCUUUUAAAAUCCAGAAGCCGUUUCUCAUUAAGGAACCACUUGGAAGCUUCUGUUCUGAGACACAGUUUCAAUUUGGUUAAAGCCAAAGCUUAGCUCAAGGUGAAGGCAUAGCUGUAUCUUGAAUUUAAACGUGAUGGUGUUUUAUCAUUUGUCACUGGCCACAUUUGCAUGCAAUGCUGAGCCAUAAAGUGUGUUUUGUUAAGCCAUAAUAUACAUGAGCUGUGUGCUUGUGUGUGCAGUCUGUCCUUGCCUUGCAUGAGUGCUUUUAUACAUAAUUACUAGUCCCACUAAACUCACUGAUCAGAGAAUGGUAUUUCUGGGCACACCAGAAAUGCUUGUAUAACUUUGGGUUUGACUGUCCCGUAUUUUGAUUUGAUUUGCCCAUUAUUACGAGCAAGUAAUGCUUUAAAUCAGCCAUUUUGUAUAUUAAAUUUGACUCUAAUUGAUUUUGUUUUGUUUUCAUAGGACACCUCUAGGACAAUUUCAAACAGAUACAAAAGGUAAGGGACUUACCAGUAUAUUUUAAAGUCAAAUAUUGAUAGAUUGUGUUUAUAUGACACCUUACCACAGUGAGCUGUGCCCAAAACAGCUUACAUUGAACACUCACUUACCAAAAUACAAAGCAUUUGGGUGGAGGAGAGAAGUCUACUUACAAAACAUACCGAGAAAUCCAAACAGGAGAAAAAAUCUGCAAUUUAGCAAACAUUGAAUAAAUUCAGUAUUAUAAAAGAAAGUGCGCACACUUAAAUACCUAAGUACAGAGCAAAACAAAAAUCAACUGCUGAUGGAGGUCUUAUUGCUUCUGAACUUAGUGGAGAACCAGGGAAUUAGCUAAGAGCUGAAAGAUGGGGUUGGGAAAAUGCAUACCCUCCAACAUCCUGCUAAUCAACACUGAACUCUUCUGGGAGCUAGGUAACGAAAAACCAAGCAUCUUUUGGUCUGGCAUGAGGCAGCUGACUCACAGCAGAGCUCCAGAACAAUAAAUGGGACAUUCCGGAUGCAAUCAGAAGACAGGAUAGCUUGUGUAUUUCAGGGAUAUCCUGCUCAAUUUGGAAUGGUUGAACAGUAUGAAAAUGUGUAAGGGUCUAUGUUGUGAACCUUAUCUCUCCCAAAGCCUAAAAUGUGUCUCAAGAAAUCUGCUAGAAUUGUCAGCUAGGCUUAAAAAGAGAAUGUAACAGGCAGUAUUUAUUGUUACAGUUGUUUCGUGAUCUGCAUUUUUAAAUGACUUGACAGAUAGCAGGCUUUUCAUCAGUUGCCAGAGGAGUUGGUUUUAUCUGUCGUAGCAACAGACUUCUGCAACGUGAAUCUUCAUACAUCUUGUCAGUUACAUUUGUUACAGAAAGUUGCAGAUGUCGUGGUUAUGUAACACUUCAUUUUCUCUUUCAGCAUCUAGAGAGCUUAAGGACCAAACUACAUAUUGUGUGGGCCUUCCAUCUUCUUCUGGUGUUGUUUUCACUUAACAGCAGCCACAGGGAAUGUGGGAAUUAUAUUGAAGUGCUGGGGGAGGACAUAUUUUUUAACUCACUUCUCCAUCAGCCCUGUUCUUGGUCUAAAGUCUUCCUCACAUCCCCACCCACAUCAGAAAAGUUGUCAUUUAUUUCCUUUGCAGCUUCAGGGGGCAAUUUAGUUUUGUUAACGGAUCCAGGGUAGAAGGGAUUAAACACAACUCCCAGUAUCUCUGUACCCCUCCCCGCAUGCUGGUGCUUUUUUAAAAAGUGUAAACCAGUGCAGAGAAAAGCACUGAAUAAAAUGCUGUGUCUGUAAAAGAAAAAAAGAAAAUUUUUCUGUGUCACAAUCUGCUUUGGGGGUUAACCCUUACAUAAAUGCAGAUAGUAUUUAUAAUACAGUGCUUCCCCCUAGUUAAAGUACAUCUUCAUUGUACUUUGGUUUUAGCAUAAAUUUUUGGAGUGGUCAUAUAUCAUCAAUAUAAUAGAAUGUUCAUUUGUUUCUCUUUAUUUUAUUAUUUAUUUUUUAAAAAUUUAUACACCAUUUGAUUGGUAAAGUGGUUUACAAAAAGUAUGUUUGCUAAAAGUAUGUUCAUAAUACAGGGUGAUAGUAAAUGGAAGCUGUAUGCUUCAUUAUGAAUCACCCUGUAUUAUUACUACUAUUAAUAACAUUUUUAAAAAUCAUAGUACAUGUACAAUGGCCUAGUUUCCUCACCACAUAGCAGUUUACCUGUCACCAAGCACCCUCCAUGUAUAUAGGUUCCUCCUAGAUGGUUCUGUCUCCUAGGAGCUGAUUAGAAAUCUCUCCCAGUUCUCAUCUUUCACUUCCAUCUUCCUGGUUGAAUGUAAGGUACCAGUCAAACCUUUUCUCUGCAUGUAUGGGUUGGACAGUCAUGUCCCGAGUAUCAAAACUCUGGCUGGAUAUCCAUAUGUCCAGACCUGAUUGGAGGAUUUGCUUCCCACCCUUAGCCUCCCUCUUUAGGGAGUGGAAUAAAUCCUUGUGAAAAUUUGUAAUUACCCUAUGUGAGGGGUGAUUCUUACUCCUCACUUGUGAGACUCUUAAUUCAGAUGCUGAGGUUUGACUGUGUAGCUUUGAACAAUCCAAAGACUUUCCCCCUGUGUGCCAAACUGCUGUUUAAUACUACACACUUAGAUCAAGAGGGGGUGGAGGGAAACAGUCUGAACUUGCACCAUGGUUGCUGGUAAUUGCCCACUCCUGGGUCUCCUGCAGUUCUUGGAAUUCCUCUUGGUCAAGAAUUACGGUGAAUUGAGAGGUGGUAGAUGACAUAAGUUCGAAUGGCUUUAUCUCAAGGCAACUGACCAAUUUCCACAGUCAAAGUGGCAGGCAAUGAAUGCCCCGCAUAAAGUAUACCAUCAUUAUAUCUCAUCCCUGAGAUCUUGGCUGUAUGUGAAAAUAGAGCUAUUUGAGCAUAUGUACAUAGGAAAGGCCAAAAGAGCAACUUCAUAGGAAAGGCCAAAAGAGAAAUUACCUAUCAGGGUUUAAAAUAACUGAAGGAUUUACCAUGGAUCAGACAGGAUUGGUUGGCUCAAUUUACAGUAAAUCAGAUUAGAAUUUCUUGGUAUGCAUGUUCUUUCUCUGCUUAAGUUUUUUCUAGGAAUAAAUGCAAUAAUUGCAUUCUUAUUUAAAUAACUAUAUAGCCUUGAAUUUUAAUGAUGCCAAUUCCAAACAGAAAAAAAUCCAAACAGAAAAUUCAUUAUUUGAGUCCACAAACAAGUGUGUGGACAGAAAAACUAAAUCAGUUUUUCCAAUACUAAAAUAUUAGCUAAAUGUGGUUAGCCAAAACCUUAAGUGUCCUUUCUGCCUCCCAGUGACUAAAACUGGAAUUUUGUCUGCAAUACACUUUCAUUCCUGUAUGUCCAGGACAGAUUGCAGGUAAAAAAGAACUGCUGAUUUCACUUGUCCUGCAUUGAUGUCCUGCUGAGUGUAUUGCAGCCUUUUACUCAGUAGGAUCAGGUUAUCUGACCUGCCAAUAAAAUUCCAUGCAGACCUAUACUCUGGCCUGGUCCCACAGUCUGAACAGCUUGUCUCUCAAUACAAAUUAAACUGCUACAGACCUCCUGCAAGAAGCCCUGGCUGAUUGCAUUGAACCUGCAGCCUGCUUCCCGGCUGCCAGCCAUAGCAGGCUAGCUUUUCCUCUAGUGAAUCCUUUCUCAUAGACAUGAUAGCUUGAAUUCUGAGAUCCCAUGACUGACACUCAACUCAUGGAAUGCUCCUACAAAUCUAUAUGCAGGUAUCUAACCAGGCCACUAGUGCAGAUGAACCCCAGCCUGAUACUAAUAAGUUGGUAAAUUUAUAGCUAAUAAAUGGAUUACCCUUGUUUAUGUUCUAAUCAGAAAUUGGAAAUAUAUAUAUUAAAAAUUCCUUAAAUGAUUUAAGGGAUCUCUGGAUUGUUCUAUUGACUACAUAUUACCUACAUUUCCAACUCUUGAAGUUUUAUAUAGCUUUUGUAUAAAGGUUUUUACCAUUAUCUUUCAAAUCAUAGAUCAGUCACUAACAGCAGAUCCACUCUUGUCCUUGCUUUCAAUAGAAAGCAAUAGAAAUCCCAUAAUAUCUCAUAAGACAGUGGUCUUUCUAUUAUUAGCAACAGGAAGAAUGUCAAUGGCCAGCCAGUGGCCAUUGGUUGCCUCAUACCCCUUAAUAAAUGCAGGGUCCUGGGUCUUGAUGCAGGUAGCAAGCCUACCCAUGUUAUUGGGGAAGAUCUAGCCUGUAUCUUGAGAAUGCACAGAUGUUGAUUAGUAGUAGUAGUAGUAUCAAGUUACCAGUCCUAGUUUUCAGCUUUGCAAGUUUGUAUUGAAUUUAUUAUUUAUUUUGUCUGUAUACUCCUAACUGUCCUACUAGGCUAGUAGUAGCGUACAUACAACUGAAGUGUUUCUUUCAAUAAUUAGCUGAAGCACAAAGUGUUGCACUUUUUCCUUUCUUGUUGAAAUGCUGGCAGGUUCUUAUCUAAUGUCAGGACCUCUUGAGCUUUGCCUUCUCCAUUUUGUGUGUGUGAAAGUUGAACAUGUUUGCUUUUUCUUGACCAAAUAAAGAAAUUUUAUAGGGAGAGUCAACCAGAGUUUACCUUUGUGAUUUGCUGUUUGUGUGUGUGUGUUGCACACAUAGGCAAGGAUUCUUUCCUUAAACAAUAAAAAAUGGAAAGAUCCCUUUAAAAUACUCUUCCCCUCUCACUUUAAUCUAAUCUACUAACCACCCAUUCUAGGGACAAUGUACUAAUGGUGAAUAGAAUGUCCCAAUUUUCUGAGGAAUGUUGGAGGGUAUACAAGGAGAAAGAGCAAGAUACACUGUGUGUUUGAAUACUUCGGCUGUGUGAAAUACACACUGUAUAACAGUUCUUGGAUUCUUUUCCACAAUAUGAAUGACACAAGUUUUAGGGGUUAAAAUUACAAACAUUAUGUUUGUGUUGCAACAUGCACAUCCUGUUUUUAGAUAGAUUUUUUUUUAAAGUCACGCUAGAUCAAGCAGUGCCAAAUAUGGUAAUAGAAUUAAACUACAAAAUUCCUUACAAUUGUGUCAUCAUGGCUUGAAAGAAUCUUUUAUACUGCACUCCCUGGAUUGUUACAUCCAUGGAACCAAGUUUAUUGUGCCAAGUUAACUAAUUGUCCCUAGAUUUCCUUUCAGUGUAAAAUAGUUUUCUGUUUAAUACACACAUGUGAUUUCAGGUAAAAAAUACCAAGCACCCUACUCACAUACCUGAAGGUCAUGUAAGACUCCCCACCCCACCUGCAAAAAACACAUGGUGUGUGUUUGUUUGAUUAAGAAUAAUAAUUUUAUUAUUUAUACUCCGCCCAUCUGACUGGGUUCCCCCACUCUGAUUAAUUGUGCGGUCUACCAGAUCUUGUUAAAAAGUCCUGGGAAAUCCAGCAUUAAUCUUUUAACUGGACAUGUUGUUCAGUGGUGCACCAACUACCUGGUGGUUUGCUACCCAGUGGUGGUGGGCAGAGGGAGGCAGGAAUGGUCAUCUGUAGCCUAGCAGACAUCCACCUUCAAAAUAGCUGGUGGAAAUGUGCUUCCUGAAAUGACAAAUCUGAAUUUCUGAACCUAAGGAACACAACAUGCACAUGCAGCUGCAGCUUUAGUGAAUGUUUGUUCAGAUUAAUUUGCACUGACUACAAUGUGGAAAUACUGAAACUUAUGUAGCCUAGCUCUGAUCCUAUUGAGUUUAGGAAUGCAAGUGUUUCCUACUGUAGGAGAGAAAAUGGCAGACACCAAUGUUGGUCUGUAGCUCCCAGUUAAGCCAUUCUAAUGAUCUACUGUUCAUCCUGGUCAGUGAUAUAAACUCUUGAUGGUCAGCAUUUCUUCACUUACAGAUGCCCCCUAAGCUUUAUUAACAACCCACCAAAUCAAAAUAUAAACUGGUUGCUUCUUUCCUAGGUAAUGUUUUACCCCUGCCCCUAAUAGAAACAUAUAAUGCAUGCAUGUUCUCUCUCUCUCUCUCUCUCUCUCUCUCUCUCACACACACACACACACACACACACUUUUUCUAAGAAGUCUGAGUAAAAAUGGACCAUCCAAUUUCAGUAACAGUCAAAUAGUAGAAAUCAUGGAUCCAGUGCUUCAGAAAAAAUUAAUACGCUCCAGCUAUCAGGAGUAAGGGAAACAUCAUCUUAGGGCAGCAAUCUUCCAGCAUAUGUCCUCAGAUGUUGUUUGACUACAGCUUCUAUCACCCGUAGCCAGUUUAGUUAAUGGCCAAGGAUGGAAGAAAUCAUAGCUGAACAAGAUAGGAGAGAACGUAUCUUAGAGAACAACAUUUUCUACUUGAGCUUUAAGAGACCAAGGUGUACUACAAAUGCGGCAUAAAUUAAAUAUAUUUCAUGGCUUUUAUACUCUCCCCCCCCAAAAAAAAAACCUUUCAAAAUUACUGAUCCAAUAAGCUCAUUGCCCAAAUCAGUUUUGCACCAAUUGAUUAAAUAAUAUAGUAUUGCAUUACUUAUGUGAUUAUUCCUUUUCCAAUGAUCCGUUUGAGAGUAUAAAAUAGGCCUACUUUUUAUAUUAAAAAAUCUAUCUUCUUUUUCUUUCUUUUAUAACCUGCCCUUCACCAGUAGGUCCUGGGCAUGGUUAAAACAAUUUAAUGUUCAGAGAUUAAAAUCAAUUAAAAGCAAAGGAACACAGGAAUAAGGUGGGUCCUCCUUUGUAGGUCAGCCAUACUUUGUAAAAAUGUUUGUAUUUAUAGCUAAAUGCAGAGAAACAUUUGUUCUGUCCAACCCCUAAGUUUGUCUGCGCAUGUGUGAGUUUGAAUGAGAGAGAGAGAGAGAGAGAGAGAGAGAGGCGCUUCUGCACAGUGACGUUAAUGAGAGCUGCUAGGUCAUUGGUCUGAAAGGUGCUUUGUGUCAGUCUACACAAACUCAAUGGAAUGAUAGGUACUGGCAAAAACACAGUUUUCUGUGCUUCACCCACUUCCAUUUUUGGCUAAUAAGCUAAGACUUGGCAACAGUAAAAGAGGGAAGAGAUAGGAACAAAUUGUACACUCAUGUAGUACCAAAAAAAUUGCUCUGUAAUUUGUUGCUCUUAUGUUCAAUUUAAAAUGCAAUUAGUGAUUAUGAACCAUGUCAUGAGCAUGCAUCUGCUCAGUGGGCUGUUGCACAUUAGGGUCUUGCCAUACAGUGUAGCUGCCAUUUGGAGAGACUUGCAAGUAGCCUGUGUCUGGUGAAUGUCAUGAGAGGUGAAUCUUAGGUAGGCAAGUUUCAAAGUAUGGUAGAAAAUGUCUGCAAAAACAGAAGGACAUUUCUAAUCAUUUUAGUGAGCAAGAGAAGCCUAAGUUAUGUGGAGUUUAUGGGAUUUUGGCACAGUGGCAUAACUAAGAGUAAGUAGGAGUAAACUCUGGUAGUAGGAGUAAACUCCCAUUAUACAGUUCUAUUUUAUACAGGACUAUUUUAUUGAUAAAUGUUAGACAAAAGAAUGAGUGAAACAAUAUUAUAAUCUUAUAAGGUUUAUUUUUAUGGCUGGAUUUAACUAAACUGUGCUAAAAACAAGUCCCCCUAGCACAAUGGGAUUCACCCCACAUGCCCUCCCCAAAUCCGUUUGGGAAGGCCAGGAGAACCCUCAGAACUUGAUAAGAGGGACCAAAGUUCAGCAUAAUAGGACAUGUUUUCCAUGUGGAAGGUUCAAUUUCUGAUAUUCUAGUUAAAAAGAAUCCAGUGGCAGGUAAUGGGUGAGAAAGCCUCUGCCUGAGACUCUGGAAAGUUAGAAUCAUAGAAUCAUAGAGUUGCUUAAAGUUGCUUAAAGUCAGAGCAGACAGUUCCGAACUUGAUGGACAAACAGUCUUACUUGGUCUAAGGCAUCUUCUACAUUUCUGCUUUUUUAUUUGGAAUCUCUUCAUUAUCUAUACUUGCGACUGUUUCAGAAAGAGUUUUCAUUCCUCAUCAGAUUGUUUGUGUGCGCUCUGCCAGGAACUUCUCUUGCAGAAGCUUCUGUGAAUUACUUCACUGGCAAAGAAGGAUAGCCUUAACAAAUAAGCAGAGCAAGACUGCAGUUUUGUUCACACAUACCGGAGAAGUAGCCCCAUGAAAUUCAGUGGCAUUUCUGAGUAGUUCACGUAUAGGAUUAAAGCUGUAAGACCAUGAUUUCUGAUACAUGUGCAGUUUUAUAUGUGGUUUGCAGCAAUAACAAGCUCACUACAGAAAUAAAAAAUUAUGUUUUAUAAUUUGUUGUCGAUAUUAAACACUACUGAAGAAACAUUUGUUGUGGUCAUGGACCAAAUAUGUUUACAAGUUGUUGUUUUUUUCACAGCACAACAAACACACCAGAUGAUGUUUCUAGUAGAUAUUCACGAGCAGCAGACAGAACAGGAUAUAACAGAUAUAGCAGGGAUGCAAAUUCUUCUGGAAACAUUUUACCAAAUAAUUCUUUGGAAAAGAAGGUUGAAGACCUCGAAAAGGUAAGUGUGUAAUCAGUCAGUGGGUGUGGGCAGGGAGUUCUGUAAAGCAAGUCACCAACACUGUGAAGACCUUGGUGCGGUUGCCACCGAAUAGAAGCUACUUCAGAAAGUAGAAACACCUAGAUAUUGACGUCCAACUAAGAUCUUAACAAUUGUGUAGGUUCAUAUUGAAGCAGAUAAUUUCCUUCAAAAUCAGCACUUUGAAUCUGGGCCAGUUGGAUUUUCUAAGCAGUCUUUCCAGGGACCUUUAUGUAUCAUACAUUGCAAGAAUCAAACCUGAUUAUUAUAAAGGCAUAUAUUAUGUAUGAAUAAAACUGGCCAGUUCACGUGAUACUUUGUGCAUCUGACACCAGUAUUGUUGAGCUUAGUGAACUGACUGUUUGUCUCAGAUUUUAAAGAACAUGUAUAUUCUUUCCCAAUAAAGUAUUUUUGAAAACAAAAUGGAUAAAAAUCAAAUGACCCUUUUUCCAAAAAAUGAAAUUGGAUUUUUAAAAUUUCAGAAUAUUGACUAUGAUCCUCUGUCUCAAACAUGCACACUGCAUACUUUUCUAUGUAAAACAAUGAAUCGGGGGGAUUAUUUAUUUUUUAAGAAGAGGCAUAAAUAUGACUCGAGACAUCAUGUAUUUAUUGUGCAAAUUAUGACUAUAUAGACUCUCAAUGAAAUUGCAUUCACAAUUUCUCCUGUAAAUAAAUGUUAAUUACAUAGUGCAAAAGAUGUGACCAGCAGUUAUUAAUUACAUUCCAUAUAUAAUAUAAAGGCCUUAUGAGGCUACAAACAGCUGUGCAUUAAUGCUUAUGGCAACCAAUUGCAUGCUUUUGCAGGAAGUGGUGAAAUGGAAAGUUAGAAACUUGAUUGAAAUUAAUUAUUUUCAUCAUCUUGAUUUAAAUCAGCCCACUCUGGAUAAUAGAAGUAAAGCCUGUGAUAUGUCUAUAUUGGUGUGUUAUUACAUGCAGCAUAUUUUGGGUCUAGAGCUGAAUUCCUAAAUUCCAUUGAAUUUUAAACUUGAUUACAUUUACUUUGUAUGUCUGUUCUUUGCAUUGUUCUUAAAAUAAAUAUUAUCUAUUUUAUUUUUUGAAGGAGCUAGCAAAGGAGAGACAAGAAAACAUCAGGCUUGUGAGGAUAACACAAGACAAAGAGGAGUUAAUUGGGAAACUGAAGGAGGAAAUUGAUUUAUUAAACAGGGUAAGUACUUGUUUGCUGUGGGAUACAGUUGUACCUUGGUUUACGAACUUAAUCCAUUCCGGAAGUCCGUUCUUAAACCAAAGCAUUCUUAAACCAAGGCGUGCUUUCCCAUAGCAGCGGUGGGACACAAUUUACAAGUGGAACACAAUAGGAAGCAGAACAUGUUCUGCUUCCAAGGCAAAGUUCACAAACCAAAACACCUACUUCUGGGUUUGCAGUGUUCUUAAUCCAAGUUGUUCCUAAAGUAAGCUGUUCUGAAACCAAGGUACCACUGUAUGAGAAAUUCCCCAGAAUUUGGGGACAGUGCACACACCUUCCAGUCUGGGACUUACUCCUGUAAGUAAUACCACUUUCUGGUUAUUGGUUUAUUUUUACAUUUUUAUCCUGUCCUUUCUCCUGAGCUCAGGUGGUGUAUUUUGUGUCCUGCAUUAUGUGGCUCUCAUUUUUGUCAACCAGACAGUUCCCAGUGAGUCUCUUUGAGUUACCUGGCAUCUUUUCAUCUCCAAACUGCUUGUUCCUAUUGAUGGUUUUUGCUUCUGCAUUCAGGUGACCUUCCUGCUGGUUUCAGGUGAAGGGCUUCUUGCUGAUGUACAGUAAUCUUGCAAUUUACCAGGGGGUACUUUCUGCGGAUUGCACCUAAAGCAAAAUUACACAGUGUCAAAAUACAUUGAGUUCAGUGGUGGGUGGCAUUGCCAAAGUCUUUCUUCCCGACACCUGCCUCUCUUCCAUCCCUUUUUAAAUUUUGCUUGUUUAUUUAUUUAUUUAACCAAGUGCAUAAAGCUUAAUGCACACAACUUAAAAGUGUGUAAGUUGCAGUCUUACUAUACUGUAAAAAGAGGCAAUCUGUCAAGAACAUUUUCAACAGAAACCAAAGUUCCUUUUCUCAAGAAAGUUGCCCCUCUCCAAAAAAGCACCUGUAUGUGUAAUCUCCAGUUUGAGCCAAAGAAAGCCAUCACUGAGCUGAGCAACACUAUCUUUUUAUGCCCCAGGACAGCUCUGGAGUAGAAAGAGAUGGUAGGGGGUAGCAGUGUGUGUGUGUGCAUGCGUGUGUGCAUGUGCUGGCUGUUCCUGCUUCCCUGCUAAGUGUGUGUAUAUACUCCAUGGAUUUUCAAGUGUAUGUGUUCACCUGCAAGACAUGUACACAUGCACACUCGCAGGCAGCCCUUGCAGGAGUGACCAACCCUCAGUGUAGCCCUUGGGCCAAAAAGAUAAGCUACCCCAUCCUAAUUGGUUGAGAACCCUAGCACCAGUUGACGGACACUUUGUUAUUUGACUCUGGAAUGUGUAUGGUGCUUUUGUUCCCUUGAACAAUAAACAUUUAAUUCUUAAAUUAGGUAUGUAAUUUUGAAAAGGAAUCUUAAUUAAAUAGGAAAUAAAUCCCAUAUAUGACUGACUCCUUCCUUUUGACUUGCCUUGAGUAUUUAAGUUGCAGACAGUUGUUGUGGUUGGACCAUGUCCAAGUAGCUCAUUCUUUAAGUCAUUUUUGGAAUGUUAUUUCUGCUGCAUAAACAUUCCACAAAGUAAGCGUAUGUAUGUGUGUGAGAAAGAAAGUAUUUUAUAUAUACACACACACAAUUAUGUCCUUAUGUGAGCUUCUUGUGUGCUGUAUCUGUGCCACCUGUCUGGAUAUUAUGUGUUUGAUUAUGGAUUUCCUGCAUCAGGAUUUGACAAGAUGGCUUAAAAGCCCCUGCUCUAGUUCUUUUGAUACAAAUUAGCCAAGACAAAAGCAAACCUGAGUCUAUUGUAAUGAAAAACUAGUUGCUUUCCUUUUCUUCCUAAUACAUAUGACUUCUGAAAUGGACUUUUUUUUUAACCAUAGUGGAUGCUUUAACCCAGGAAUGAGAAACAUGUGGCCCUCCAAUUGUAGUUGGACGUCAUCCCUCUUCAUCCUUGACCACUGGGUAUUUUGGCUAGGGCUGAUGGGAAUUGGAGCCUAACAACAUCUGGAAGGCCACAUGUUCCCGACCCCAGAUGAAGUUAGCUGCUGACCUCAAAGUGCUGUCCUGACAUGACUGCUUUGUUUUUGAAAUUUGAUUUCACGUCAUUCUUUACUUGCUUUCAAUUAGCUUUUGCUCAUUUCUUAUGGGCCACUAACCUUUAAAUCUCACUUCUCCCCACCUUUUCCUCUCUUGAGAUACUGGAAGGUAUCCAGAUGCCCAUUGUAUGGAUGGAAGGGAGAAAUGUGCACAGCUGGUGUUUUUUAGGGUACUGCUACAGUUGAUGGGGCAUGCAGCUGUGGUGGGUAGAGUUAUUUUAUUUUAUUUUAUUUUAUUAAAUUUUAUACACCAUUUGAGUGUAAAAAAGGAGAAGCUUCAAAGCAGUUUACAAAAAUGAUGUGAACACUUCUAAGAACUCUCCAGCUGAAUGCCCAGAGUUCCAUAUGUUCCAACAAUUUACAGGAGAAAACAGGAACAUGCUUGUAACAACCAUAUUCUCAUACCAAGGUAAAGGUAAAGGGACCCCUGACAAUUAAGUCCAGUAGUGAACAACUCUGGGGUUGCGGUGCUCAUCUCACUUUACUGGCCGAGGGAGCCAGCGUUUGUCCGCAGAUAGUUUUUCUGGUUCAUGUGGCCAGUAUGACUAAGCCGCUUCUGGCGAAACCAGAGCAGCGCACAGAAACGCCGUUUACCUUCUCUCCAGAGUGAUACCUAUUUAUCUACUUGCACUGCGUGCUUUCAAACUGCUAGGUUGGCAGGAACUGGGACCGAACAAUAGGAGCUCACCCAUUGUGGGGAUUCGAAACGCCAACCUUUCGAUCGGCAAGCCCAAGCGGCACAGUGGUUUAACGCACAGUGCCACCCACAUCCCUCUCAUACCAAACCCACUAUUUUAUCUCAUGUGCCCACUCUUCAACAGCCUUGUUGAGGUGCUUGUUUUAAAUUUGUUCUUUAAAGAACCCAGCCAGAUGGGUGGGGUAAAAAUAAUACGCACGCGCACACACACAAAAUUAACAUCACCGGGGGGAGAGGGCUGUGUCUCCUGUCCUUGCCUAUGGGGCACCUGCCAAUUCACCACCACAUUUUGGAGCAUGUCUGCAAAGGUGAAGCCUGUUGAAUGGGUACCACCUGUUCUGAACUGGAAUCCAGAUUGUACAGUGAGCAUGCAUUUGGCAAACUUCUUCCCUGGAGACAUGCCCACAGCUUGGGAGUGGGUAGGGGAUAAAACAGUAUGGGCAGGGCCACCAUGUGGCAUGAUAAUUGCAUGGAGAGAAGAACACUUCAAUUAGGCUAUGAGUGUGGCACAAUCUUGUUUGUGCCACACUCAUAGCCUUCAUACACCAUGACACCUUGUUGUUCAUGUGUGGUUAUGUGCAUGUGCAUUAGAGACAAGAUUCGACCACCUCCCCAGACCCACUCAGAUUACAUUUCUACAUUUUUGUUCUUAUUACUUAUUAGAUUUUUCUUCUGCCCUUCCUCUUAAAGAAGCCAAACACUACAAACAUUGAAAUGAGAGCAAUUCAAGAGUUAAAAACAUUAAAAAAAAUAAAAUUCAAAGUUGCCAGAAUACAAUAAACCAAUAAAAUACAGGGUAAAACUUAGAUAGGAAAAGCUUCAAUAAAAACAACCAGUUAAAACCAAUUAGAGCAUAUUUAUUUGUCAGUGUAUAACCUAAAGGCCUGUAUAAAUAAAUGUGUCUUUGCCAGAUGGCAGAAGAUCAUCUUUGGGAGGGGGCAGAACCCUGAACAAUGACAAUACUAGCAACUCUCAUUAACACAAUUUUAGCAGGCCAUUCCUAAAAUGCAAACAUAGGGGCAAGGAUUUACCGGGGGCAGGUUUCAGACAAUAAGGUGUUUCCUGGAAAAUUAGGUACAGUAGUGCAUAAGUAACAGUUGGAGCAGAUGUCACUUAAUGCAGAAAUCUCCUUUGUAUUGCUGGCAAAGAACACAAGCUUUUCUAGGCUUUUAUUUCAUCUCCUCUCCAGUGCCUGAAGGAUCCCCCACCCUUCCUGGCUUGCACGACGAUUCCCAAUUUUACCCUUUAUCUGUUUUCCCAUCUUUUCAUAUAUAUGGCACUUGGCAAAAUGCUCGAGAAGCAUUUUUAAGUUUCCAUCCUUGGGCCCAGCAGCUAAUUUGGAAAGAAUGUUUGGACUACUGGUAAUAAUGUAAAGUAGUUAAAAUAUAGUUAUAACUAUUCUGGCACAGAAAAAAAAUUCCCAUGUCUAGAAGUAUGGACUCAGUAACACAACAACAUUGUACGCAUAACCAUUUGCUGCUGGUGUCCAGUUACCCCAGACGCAAAAACCUCAAAAGAGAGAGUAUGCACCAUUCCACAGUGCUGCUGGUGGUAAUAUCGUCGUUUCUCACCCAUGGUGUGAUAACCAUUAAGUGUGCCAUUCCACUUAGCAGGAAUCUUGCUCCUAGCCAAAUUCAAAUUGUGCCUCAAACUCAAAAAAGACAUUGUGCACCACUGCCUUCAUGUCAGCUUUCUUGCACUAAUAGUACAUUGGAUCUCACCCAUGGUGUUUGGUCAUGUGCAGGGAAUCUAGGACAUUGCAUGUCACAAAAAGUACUCCUUAAUCAACAUUACUUGAUCUGUAAUAAACCCAAUCUUUAAUGAGAAAAAUACUGGGCAUAAGUGGACAUUGUGAGGAGGGAAAUAGAUGCUUUGCGAUUGUGCAGACAUGGGGGGGGGGGUUAACUAGGGCAAGAUGUAGGAGGGCAUUGACCCUUUCUCUACUAGAAACCUGCAUCAGUUUGGGCCUCUGGUGUGUCUGCAUCAGGUUAUAGUCUGAAGGUGAACAGCAGGUGUGGGGGCCCUGAUUCGGACUGCAGUGGGAGUCCCAAUUUGGAAAAGACACUGGCAUCACAUGACUGAGGUCCCAUCUGGUUUGCCUUUGAAAUUUGUCGUGGUUUCAGGCAUAAAAGUAACAGAAGCAGCAUGCUAACCAUUUUUAAUAUGUGAAGAUUUUUCCAUUACGAAAGAGCAGUUCAGUAAGUAACAUUGAUCACACAUUUCAAGCACAACCAUCCAUUUAGGCAUUCUCUUUUCAGAGUUAAGAGAGCUCUAAUUUUUCAAGUGUAUAUAACACAAAACAUUUUACUAAUCUUGCAAAUUUUGAUUUACUUCCGCAAUUCAGAUUACAUUGUACAUGCUUGUAGCAAAAUACAUUUAUGUAGUAAUGGGAUAUUUGCUUUACUCAAUGUAAAUUUGAAAGCUGUUAAUGCCCAUAUAUCUUAAACUUGUUUGUGUUUAGCAAUCAGCUUUUGUUGUCUGCCACUUUGCUCUUAUAUAGUAAUGUGCUAUAAUCCAGGCCAUUAAGCAAAUGAAUUGAUGAAUUAAUAACUGUACACCUUGCUAUGUUUCCUUCUCAAAGGACCUAGAUGAUAUAGAAGAUGAAAACGAGCAAUUAAAGCAGGAAAAUAAGACACUCUUAAAAGUUGUUGGACAGCUGACAAGGUAG
Molecule: messenger RNA, 58583 nt
Organism: Podarcis lilfordi (Lilford's wall lizard)
Lineage: Eukaryota; Metazoa; Chordata; Lepidosauria; Squamata; Lacertidae
Source: the annotation of a GenBank genome assembly